Messenger RNA from Cinara cedri, 69141 nucleotides. The record is from the annotation of a GenBank genome assembly. NCBI's taxonomy places the organism in Eukaryota, Metazoa, Arthropoda, Insecta, Hemiptera, Aphididae.
AUGGAACUAGAAAAACCGAAAAAGGUGAGUUCGUAAUUGUAUUAUUUAUUAUUAAUUAUUACUAUUGUUAUUAUUAUUAUUAUUAGCAUUUAGCAUCGGCGUAGCCAGGAGGUGGGGUUUGGAUGUUGUAACCUCCCGCGUAAGGCCAUAAGGUUGUGGACCCUUAAACCCCCUAGAUAUCUCUUUUUAACCCCCUCUCCCUUAUUGAUAAACCCUGGCUACGCCACCGGUACUGAGAAUAGAUAGGAUCUAUACACAUUGAGUUAUUAGGUAUAAAUAAUAAGGCGAUGUUCGGUUAUAAUAAUGUCUAUAUUAUUUUGUGUAUAGGUUCGAUAUGGUUAGUUGAUAUUGAUAAAAUAAAUGUAUAAUAAAUAUUGCAAUAUUUCGUCGUGUUGUCGGACGUAUAUUCAUCGCGAUACGGGUCGUGGUCGUGGUCGGCGGGUGAGGGGAGAUCAUCAGAGGUGUUGGUCAGGCCACGCGUGGGGCGUUUUCCCGAAGACGUUUUAUCAUAUGAUUGUCUGCGAUGCGCGUGUAUUAUAAUAUUACGACCUAUGCAGUCUCGCGAGACCAAACGUACUUAAUGUAUUAAAGUACUUAAUAUUAUACAUUUAUUUGACUAUUACUAUUAUUUACUAUUAAGUUAAGUAGGCCUAAUACAGUAAAUAUAUAGACACAUAAAAACAACGAAAUUAAUUUCAACUUCUUUUAGAGUCCUAGUUACCUAAGACAUCGACAGAGAUUGAUCCUAUCCACUAAGACAUCUAUUAUCAUAGACAUUUAUUGCGUGUAAUACGGUGGAUUGGAUUAUUAGAGCCGCAUAUUUAGUUGACUAGAAAGGAUUAACAAAGGAACGACAAUCGCGUCGAUUGAGAAGGAACUUUAAAAUUCAGCAAUGUUAAUAAAUAGCAGGGCAAUCGAUGGAACUGUUUACAGUAGGAUUUGAAAUAGAGAUAUGAGGUGCACUUGUUUGCGAUCACCUAUAUUAGGAAACAUUAGUUUGAGUUGAGAGUGUACCCUCUAUACCACAUGGUGGCAUAGUUAUGAGAAAUAUGCGUAAUUUUUAAUUAGAACGGCAAAAAAUGAAAACAUUUACGUUGUACUCUUUUAAUUUGAUCACUUCCCGGUAAUGUUGGGGGACCCCAUAAGAUGAAACCAAUUCCCAUAAUUGAUCUUAGUUCUAACCAAUGAGUGGUUAGAGAAUGAAUAAGUUUGAGCUCAUUCACCACACAUUUUACAAGUACUUUUUGCAGGAGGUAGGUUCAAUAUGCUUAUAAAAGGAUAGAUUUAUUAGGCCCGUAGGCUGUAAAAAGUUUGGUACCCUGUUUUACUAGCCCUUCGUAAACAUACUUUGAUAAUAUUUAAAGAUGUAUAAUGUAUAUUAUAUACAUUUUAAAAUGUUUCAAUUAAUACUCAACUUGCAUAAAUAAUAAAAUAAUAUUUUGGAUUUAUUGGUACCAUAUCCAUAUGCCUACGCAUACAGGGCGUUUUUUUUCAUGAACCGACAAUUUUAAGAAAAUUUGGUUUCUGUUUUUUUUUUUUUAGAAUUAUUAUGAAAUCGGUUAGGUUUUAUUUUAAAACCAUUUUGAAUUUUUCACCCCUACUCCAUAUACCUUAAAUAAAUAUGUACUUUUGUUUUUCAAAUAAGUAAUCCUCUUUUUGAACACAUAUUCGAAUAGAGAAUAUUUUCUAGAAAUUUUGAUACAUAACAUAAUACUAAUAUCAGAUUUAUUAUUCAUGAGUUAUAACCGUUUAAAGUUUAGACCGGAGGAGUAGGAAAAAAUUAUCAAUUAAAAAUAGAUAGAUAUUUUGUUAUCCUUCCCCACUCCUUUGAUCUAAACUUUAAACUGCUAUAACUCAUAAACGGUAAAUCUGAUAUUUGUGUUACGCAAAUCAAAAUUUCUAAACAAAUAUUCUUUAUUCGAAUCUGUAUUCAAAAAUAGGGGUUACUAUUUGAAAAAAAAAAGUAUGUACUUAUUUAAGGUGUAUGGAGUAAGGUAUAAAAUUAAAAAUGGUUUAAAAAUAAAAUUUAUACGAUUCCACACAAUGAUUAAAAAAACAGAAAUAAAUUCACUUAAAAUCUCUGAAAUAAUUGCUGGUUCAUGAUAAAAAAAAAAUCACUUUGUAUUAUACAUACAAUUAAGUAAAAAUAUAAAAAUUAAACAAAAUUUAUUUUAGACACCUAUAUUAAAAAUAUAAAAUAACCAUAUAAAAAAAAGAUGGACAUACUCCGCACGAUGGGAGCGCCACUAUUGUUGGUGAGAAGUUGGAUAGGUAUAGGAUAUGGAGAAGAGUUUAAUUUAUAUCUGUAUGCAACGAUAAACGAUUCGGAGCAAAGUUUCUUUUAUACAUGUAUAUCAGUUUUUCGAACGUUUUUUCCAAUCAUUAUGAAAGCCACUUGGAAAAUUAAAAAAAAACAGUUCCUUAAAGUACCACCGAAAUAAAACAUUUUUUCGAAAAAGGUACUACAUUUGAAAAACAGAGCAAGAUUUCUCGUUAAAAAGUUGGUCACAGAUAAAAAGAAAAGAAGGAGAAAAAAUAAAAACCAUUGUAAAAUCUAUACAUUUCUUGCUACGCUCCAAAUAUAAAAUUAAUAUUAAAAUAAAUCAUUAUUUAUACUUUUCUUUUUCUUGCUUUUUGAUGGACAAAUGUGUUAAUAGUAUUAUUCAAAUAUAAUUUUUCAACCAAUUGUGUUUCCAUGCUAAAUACUGCUAAUGCAUUCACCCUUUUCUUCUUCAUAGUUGACCUCAUAUAGGAUAUUUACUUUUAUAAGAACGGAGACAGCCCUCUCGCUUAAUUAGUUUGAAACUGCUGUAUUAAGAUCAUAGGCGUGCGCACGGAUGUGGCUAAUAGGACUAUAGCCACACCUGAGAUUUUUAUUUAGAUAAGUACAAAGUACUUAGAUAAAAAGAGCCGAUAACUAAUUUUUUUUGGAAAAUCAAAAAUUGUAGACUAGUUUCUUCAGAAAUAUUAACUAUGAAAGAAGCAUUGACUAAAAUAAUCCAUAACUGGGUACAUUGGUUAAGUAAUGGUUAUCAUUGAAUUACUUUUAAUCAAUUUUCAAUUACUCUUAAAUUAUUUUUAACUAUGCCUUUUACAAGCUAUUCUUAUGAACGUUUCUUUUAAAAAUUGAAUUUAGUAAAGAUAAAGUUGCGGUCUAUUAGGAAUCAGGAACGACUGGACUCUUUAAUAUAGGUACAUGAUUAUUGAAGAAGAUCUUCGAGUUAUAAUUCAAGCAAUUAUGAUGAAGUAAUUGAAGAGUUUAAUGUUUUAACAGUAGGAAAACAAGGAUUAAUACUUUAAAUAAUUGUAAUAUUUCACAUGAUGUUUGUACUGUACUACUAUUUAUCAGUUUUAAUAAUACAUUUUAUUUCUGUUUACUUAUGUUUUACUUGGCUAUUUUAUUUUGAGGGGGGAUAUGUGAGGGGGUAGGUGGUCAAAAUAAAAUAAAAGCAACACUUGAAACCUUAGUCUGCACACGCCUAUGACUAAGAUACAUACGCAUAAUUAUUUACAAAUUUGGAAUCAUCAUUUGGAUUUAUUACAUUCAUAACAGUUUAUCUAAAUGUAUGAUAAAAGUUAAAACAGUCCUAUACAUAUAGUGACUACACUGGGUAACUUUUGGAUGUUCAUUUUAGUUUAGUCUCGAAAAAAAGUCAAAUACGUGUGAUAACAGUGAUAUAAAUAAUACCAGGGCAGUUUGCGGUGCCCCUAAAUCCGUGAUUGUGUAGGCUGCAGCUUACACUGCUUACUCCUUAAUAUACGGGCUUGGAUAGAUCAAACGAGAAAACCACAUCAAGAUUGGAAAGGACUGGUGUGAGAAUAAAUCCAUUUAUUGAAUGUAUAAAAUUCAGUGUACAAACUUACUUCUAAAUCGAACAGCUAGGUAUCUUAUUUCUAUUGCGAGCUUUUUUUAUGGCGGUAGGCAGAGAAUUGAGAAAAUAAUAUAAUGUACCUUUUGCGAUAGUAUUUAUUGGCUAAAAUGAAUAAUAGCUCUCGUAUACGAUAGUAUAGUCUUUCUAUAAGGUCCGCAAUGCAAAUAUUAUUAUAUUAUAUGCAUACAACUUAUGUAUACUUGUACCUACUAAUUAAAUUAUGUUCGCUUAAUCUGUUGGUGAAAACAUUAACCAACAAAAUUAUACCUAUAUUAUUAAUUAAUCAUUAAAUCCAACUGAAGUAUUGGAAAAAUUAGUUAAAAAGUAAGUAUUGUAAAUAAUGUUCAUGGUGUAAUUAAAUUUCAAAUACAAGUAUAAUUUUUGUUAUUGUUUAGAAUUAGUUAAUAUGUAAUAUCUAAUUAAUGUAUUUUGUAAGUAGUAUACAAUUUCGUUAAAUUCAUUAGGUUUUUUUUUCAGUAAGUCAGUAGGUACCUACGCUUAUACAAAGUUGUACCGAAAUCAUACAAUUUAAUAUCAUUCACGUAUUCAUAUCGAUAUUAUUAUAUUUAUAGUUGCAAGGACCUAUCAAACCCCCGCAUUCGUCAGUGUAAUAUAUUUGACACUUUUAUUAUAUAUGAGAUAUUGUGGGUAGAUACUACAAUAAAACUGUUCAUGUUUUAGUAUCGAUUUAAGUAUAUAGGAAUAUUUUUAUAUACAAAUGUUUUAUAGUAUACCAAAAGUGAUAAAACUGAGUGAUAUAAAAGUUUAAUUAAAAGUAAACCUACUUUAAAACGUAGUCACCUUGAUAGUAUACACUAUACACUAUAUAUAUACAUUAUAGGCCUAUAGAGUAUAUAGUAUAAUAUACGAUAGAGCAUAAUGAAAUGGAUGAGGUUUUAGAAACUAAACAUAAAAAUGAUCAAACACAACAACUUUACACAGGUAGGUAAUUGAGCCCUUAAAGUUUUGGAGUACUCAUAAACUGAAAAACAGUGUGAAGCUAUUUUAAUUCGGAACUUUAAUCAAAAUGAUAAAAUUUAAUGAUUUUUCAUUACUUUAAAUCAUCGGAAUAUUAAUAAUUUAUAUUCGUUACAACAAUGCAAAUUUAAACCAGUGUCCUAUUAUAUAUACAAAGUCUGUAUUUUAUUUUUUCAUUGGUAAUUUUAUAUAUUUUAAAACAUGAUCUUUGACAUACGACAUUACGAAACUUCAAGUCUUAAGUCUCAAGUAUUUUGAUACUUGUUUUGUAAUUAUAUAGUAUACUUGAUUAUAAUACUCGCUUAAUAACCCUUAAUAAAGGAUACAUUUAUAAUACAUGGCUGCUUUAAUUUGAAUUAUAUGGUCUUUGAAUACGAACAUUUAUCUUUUUUUUUUAUUGAUUUCUAAUUUUUCUAACCUUUUCAAAUUAUUAUUAUUAAUAAAAUAAUAAAAUAAAAACAAAAUUAUUAAAAUGUUUAAUACCCGUAAAUAAAUAUAUAAAUGAAACAUUUUUAUGCCUAUAUUAUUUAUUUAUAUUUUUAUUUAUUUUAUUUAUUAUCUAUUGUUAUUAUUUGUGUUUAUUUGGUUGUUAUGGCAAACAUUGCAAGUGACAGAGCUCCGUUAGUUAAUAAAAUGAAUUAAAGUAUUAGUUUUAGCCGUAGGUGUGACACUAACAAAUAUAAUGACCCCUAAUCGCUGAAUUGACUAAUAAAUAAAAUAAACAAUGCAAAUUUUUCGCCAUUGGUCAACGACAAUUAAAAUUUAAACAUAUAUUUAUUUUGAUUUAUUUUUAUAAUAUUGGUAUACAGAUAGUGACGUGUAAGUAUUUUCAUAUGGAGGGAGAAAUCUGAAUAUAACUUGUUAUAGGUAUAAAAUCAUUAAACAUUUUUAACCCAGUUUUCAAUCAGUUUGAUCGAUGUAAAGUGAAGUGAUACGAAUUCUGAAAACAGAUUUCAUCAUAAGUAAAAUUGACCAGGCCACUUUUGUGAACUUUAAUUCUUAAUUUUCAAAAUUUAGAUUUUAAAACAUUUCCAGCAUCUUUUCCAUGUGCUUGUACCAAUUUAUCUGUGAGUGUUGUGUUUGGUUUUGUCUACAAUCCGUUUGGCGCUUCCUACUAUCGCAAAACUUAUGUUGCUAAAUUGGUCAUGUUAUCUGCUAAAUGCUUAGUAUUCCUUAAAGUAUAAUAAAUAAAUAAAACGUAUAGGUUUUAAGUAAGUUUUUUGGAAACAAGAUUGUCGAGUGCCUAUACAUAAUGUAUAUAGUUUAAAAAAGUCAUUGACGGUGUGUUUUAGACUGCGGAAAGUUUGAAAAGUUUCAAUAAGAACCUAAUGGAAACUUGUUGGUGACACCUGAUUUAUAGUUAAUAGAAAAGGUGUGGUAGAGUAGGGUUAUUUUUGGUUAUUGGACGUGUUAAAAAUUAAAUUGGUGAUUCAAGGUUAAAAAACUUCGCUAUUAUUUCCUCGUUUGUGACAACUAAAUUAUAUUAAAUAAUAACUGUUCUUUUUCAUCCGUGUCAUUAAUGUAACCUAGAGAUAAACAGCAAAAAGUUCAAUUUUCAUCCUGAAAUUUCCAAACACAAUGUGACAGCCAUCUUUUAAGGGUUAUAUUUUGAGAUAAAAAUCAUUCGGCGAACACGUUCUUGUUUCGAAUGUCAAGUGUACAACGUUUCAAUAAGAUCGGAAUAAAACUACAUUUUUAUAGAGUGGACAGACGAACUUUCGAUUUUAUGUAUAAAAUAUCGUCGCCUCCUUUACAAAACUACAUAACUCGAAACUUCGAUUUUUAACAUAUUUUUUUUUGAUAAUUCUAUGUUUUGAAUUUUUAUGAAUAUUUUAAACGUCUUUAAAAUAAAUAAUCUAUCGUUUUUCUUGUGAUUAUGGCGUACUCCAAAUACUCCUAUCCAAAAAUUAUAAAAUAGAAACAUCAACCUAUCUCGAUAAUAAAUAAUACAAAACACCGAACUCGAUUAUCAGUUUCUCCUUUCUCCUGGACAAUUUCGAAAAAUCGAUUUAUGCGGUUUCGCCAUGGAGACGACGAUAUUUAAAUAAUAUUAUGUUAUGUUGAUAAUACGGUUCUGCGUGACAAUAAUUAAAUGUCCGAUUGUUCGGGAUGAAAACAAAAUCUGCAUUUUCCAUACUCGACGUGUGCCGUAUAGGUAUAACAGUGUAUUACAAUUUACAGUAUACAUAUGUGAUGACCGUCGCGACGGCGGCGGCCGGACGUCUUCUUCGACGUGGUCCCCGAAUACCUAAGGCGUAAAGUUUAUAUUUAUCGGUCUAUUUUUACGAACCUGCGUGCAUAAGCAUUGCACGCUCGCACAUACGCGUACACACGAAUAUUACGAGUAUAUUAUACGAAUUCGUCGGACAACAUUGACUUCCGAGAUUAGUCUUUUCCGAAUUACGCGUUAUUAUGCAGUGGGUGCAUUAAACACGUUACAGUGCGAUUAUUGAGUGCGGAAAUUAAAAAAAAAAAAAUCAAUAAAUAGCAUUUGCAAUUCGUUUCAUUUAAAUAUAAUAUUAUAAUUUUCAUUGUAUACUAUAAUAUUAUAUCGCAUAUUAUACUACUAUAUAUUUGGUACACACGCGCAAGUACGACGUUGACAUUGAUCGAACGAUAAAAUAAUAAAUAAUAUUAAUUUAUUAUGAACAACAAGAAAAUAUCAUCGGUCCACAACGUCAACGUAAGUAACUUACAGUAGCUAUAUCAUUUUUCGAUCAUUUAACAUUGUUUGAGAUGCCGAGCGAAGCGUAUGGUUUACUAUAUUAUUAUGACUGUGAGCUUUCAGAUUCUGAGUGAAGCAACUUUUUUUUUGUGAACAACUUUUCUAUCAGAAAUCUCGCCCAGAUAUUCAAGUGGAGUACUUUUAAUGAAAUUAAAUUUUAUUUACUUAGUAAAUCGAGAUCUUUUUUUGAAUUUCCAAGUGGUUUUCAUAAUAAUUAGAGAAAACUAGGAAAAAACGUAGGAAUAAACGGACAAAUAUUUAAGUAGUAUAACGAUUCGAUCCAUUCUAUUGCUUCUAUCGAAAAAUGCCGAACUUUUUAUAAUAAUUGGGAAAAACCAAAACAGACGAGAAAUGAAAACUGAUAAAUUUCACGAUUCUUUUAUUUUAAAUUUUUUUAGCUUAUGUUUUCUGUUCAAAAUAUUGUUUCAAUAGAAAAACAACAAGAGAUUUUUCUGGUUGCAGUUUUAAUAAGAAAGUGGUUUUUUUGAAUUUUCGUGUAGUAUUUUUCAAUAAUAUAGAAAAACUGAAAAAACAUAGAAAUAACGGGAAAAUAACGAAGUAGAAAUUUUAUUUUUUUCAAUUUUUUUUUUUGUUGUAAUCCAAUUAAAAAUAUUUGUAGACUUGAAAUUUGAAACUUGAGUAUUUUACGUAAUUUUUAUUCGGUGCGUACUUAGUGGACAGAAUUGUUAGACCAAACAAAAAUGCUUGAAAAUUUAAUAGGAGGUUCAUUAUACGUUGUACUUUAUGGUAAAAAAAAUUGAAUGUAAUGUGUAAUGUAUAAUUUUUUUUUAUACGAAUUUUAAUAUCAAAUUUUGAUGAAAAACGUAAAUAUUACGGCCAUUUAAAACAUGUAUAACUGAACCCUGCUCAGAAUCGUUUUUCAUUUGGUAUCAGUAAUGAUUAAUCGUUAUGUACAGAUAUAAAUUAACUUCCUCCAAAUUCCUCUCUGCAUCCUAACUUCCCAAUUUCUUACCUACAACAGUAGCUCAUUCAUCGUGCGAAGUAUAUCUGUUUCUUUUUUGUUUUGUUUUGUUUUAUAUCAGUUAACAACUUAUCUAUGAAAAUAUUGUCACAACCGUCAUCAAUAUCAUUAAUGAUGCUUUCUAGCCUAUACAUAUUUAAAUAUGUUCCUUGUAAAUAAAUAUUCCUUGUAGUUUUUUUUAAUAAUUAGAAAAAUAGAUCAGAAAAACAGGAAAAUGUACGUAAUACGUUUUCUGUUCAUUACAAUUUUGAUUUUGUUUUGUCUUGUUUUCUUAAAAUUUAGUAAAUAAUGAUUGCAGAGACCUUAAACGUUCUCCAAAUGUUUAUAUUAGGACUUUCUAGACGUGAUACAAUUUUUUAAACAUUCUGGCGAUUCUUGAAUUGUUCAUAGGACUUAAUUUUUGAGGUUUUUUGUCGGUUUUAUGUGGAUAACAAUUUCCUGAUUUAUUUUUAUCAAUUUUAGAUUCGAAUUGAUCGUAAAAUUUAGUAAAUACUCGUAAAUUUUAUUUUAAAAAUAUAUAUUCAAUUUAUACAAUUUUAUUUAAAUACAACGCUCAAUUUAAAUUUAUCAAAAAAUGUUUUAACUUAACUCAGCUCAGAAUCGAUGCAUUCAGUAAAUUACCCAAUACUACCCUAUAUAUUAUCUUACAUUCGCAAUUUCUCAUCUACAACAGUGGCCUACUCAUGAACAGAAUAUAUACUGUAGGAGAAGCGUAGUGACGGUACACAAUACAUUCGUAGUGGACUGGCUUUUUUAAAUUUAAUAAUUUUGAGCUUUUAGUAAAUAUAACAUUAAGAAAAGUCUCCGGAAUUUGGAUAAUACUAAAGUAAUUUAUAUGCAAGUCCGUGGUAAACUACCAUUAAACUGGAAAUCGAUCACGCAUUUUGUUAUUCAUUUCGUUUAUGCUUAUUGCUUAUGUUAAUAAUAUUGUUAUAAAGUUUCAAAAUGUUCUAUUUUUCAUAAACGUAUAACGACUGAUAAAAUCGUUGUUUUUCUUAGAUUGUUUUACUCAUACUACCGUAUAUUUUUUCUGAAUCUAUAGGUAUGAUAUAAAUUCAUAUUCGCAUAUUUUUGAUUUUGCCAGUUUUUUUUGUGUACCUUAUUAAACAGUUUAUUAUUAAUGUAUACAUAAAUAUCAGAUUACUAAAGGUGAUUUAGUAGGUGGAAAUAUUUAGUCCAACACAAUUUAUACAAUUUAUAAUGGUUUAACAGUAUAAUUACAACAUAAAAAUAUAUUUCAUUAUUAUUAUUCUUCUUUCUUGUACCCAUAUGACUCAAACGAGUAACAUUUAAAACUAUGUAUUGAUUCAUCGAAACAAUAAUGACCUUGUGGUGUUUAUACAUUUCUCGCAUGGAAUAAUAUAAAACUUCAAGUAAUGGUGGUUAACCCAAUGUAAAAAUACGAUAUCGUGACGUACUCGUUUUUAUCGAAUCAACUCAAUCUUGAGCUUCUUUAACGUGUCAAAAGAUGUAAAAUGUGUGACAUAAUUCGUUAUUAUUAUUUUUGUUUUAGUAAAUCAUUUAUUUAAUAAAGUGCAUUGUAUCUAUACCGACUAAGUAUUAAAAAAUUAAAAAAAUUAGUAAUUUAUUUAUUUUAAGUAGGUAUACUAACUAGAACUGCAUCUAAUAGUUAUAACUCUAUAAAUGAUAUUGGAAUGUAAUAUUAUAAUAUAGGUGAAUAGUUACAAAUACUAAAGUUAUGCAUUUAUAAUACUGUAUUAUACGUACCAACAUGCGUACAUUUUUGUCUUGCCUUGGGUACUUAACUCAAUUAAUUUUACUAUCUUUAUUGUAUUAAAUUAAAACUAUACAAAUACAUACAAAUAGUGCGUCAAUAGAUACAAUCAUAUUUGUUUUUGUGAUUUUGUUAAUUUAAAAUUAUUAUACAGGAUGAUUUUUUUUAUCAUGUACCAGCAAUUAUCUCAGAGGAUUUUAAGUGAAUUUGAUUUAUGGUUUUUCUAAUCAUUAUGGAAUCGUUUAAGCUUUAUUUUAAAACCAUGUUUAAUGUUUCACCCCUACUACAUAUACCUUAAAUGAGCGCAUACUUCUGAUUUUCAAAUAGGAACCCCCCCCCUCUUUUGAACACAGUUUUGAAUAGAGAAUAUUUUUCUAGACAUUUUGAUAUGCAUAACACUAAUAUCAAAUUUACCGUUUAUGAGUUAUAACAGUUUAAAAUUUAAACCGGAGGAGUAGAGAAGGGUCAUAGAUAGGUAAUUUAUUACUCUAGAAAAAACAGAAAUCAAAUGCUGGUUCAUGAUGAAAAAAUCACCCUGUAUAGGUAUAUGAAUUAUAAUUUCAUACACAUAUUAAUUAAUAUUGAACUGUAAUAUUAUAAUAUCGUGUGUUAUAGCAUAAUAUAAGCAAAUAAGAAUUAAAUUCAUAAGGAAAUCGUACAAAGUUAUAUUUUAGCUAAUGUAGUACACGUAUAUUGAAUAAACAAAUUUUGUUUGCUAUAAGUAUAGAAAAUGAAAACAAGUAAUUUUGUAAUAAUAUUAUAUGAUUGUACACUAAUUAUGUGUACUGCAGGUUUGUAAAGAAUUUUUUUUUAAUUUGUGAUAAAUGCUAAAGCAUCAAAAACUAAUUUUAGAUUUGAACUGAAGCAAAAACUAUUAGUUUUACUAAGCGUUUUUUUCAGUUAGUAAAAAUUUUUCACAUUGUACCUAAAAAGAUGUGGAAUUUUCGUCGAGUGGUUCUUUAUUUAAAAAUUUGUUUAGAUUCCUGACAGGUUUUAACUUAACAAUUAGGGCAGCUGUCAACAAAUAGGUAUAUCGGUUUUAUUUUGGUAAAUUUCUUAGUCAUAUUAGUUACGAGAGAAAUAACAUGAAUAUUGCUUUAGUCUUUAUAAUAACCUAAUAUAGUAAUCUUACUAGUUUACCGAACUCCACUUAAAAUUGAUUAUACAUACAUACAUCAAAUAAUCAUAUAUAUCUUAUUUAUAUCUGGCUUUUUAUUUGUAUGAAAUUAUUAACUCAUACCUGAACCAUAAUUUAAAAAAAAAUAUAUGUGUAAUUAUAUAUUUGUAUAAUUAAAUACCUGUGUGGAUAUAUCGGUUGAAAUAGAAAUAUUAGUAUAAUUUUCAAAUCAAUAUAAUUCGUAUAAUGGCAUAUUAUUCAUAAGACCGUUAUCGUUACGACGGCUUUUAUUAAAUUUCCCAAAGGUUUUAAGUACGUUUAUAUAUUAUACUGGUUCUAUACAAUAAAAAUUCUCUAGAGAAAUUACACGCAAAAAACAUUAACGGAGGAAAACAUGUCAAUUUUAAAUUAUACUAUAGAAUUGAAUAUAUUUUUACUUUACAACACGAAGGAGUAAAAACUGUUUUUUCCUAAUAGUAUACUUAGGUAUACCUAUUAUUUUAUAGCUUGUUAUAUACAUAAACUUAUUAGCUAAAUGUUUGUACAUAUAUAUUUUAUUAUGAAUUUCGUAUUUUUUAAUCAAUAGGCACCGAACCGUCUAAACUGAAUAAUUGAACAAUUAAAUAAAUAAAACUGUGUAAACUUAAUGAAACAAAUCAUUUAAUAUCAGUCUUACUUUUUCAAUUUUUCAAUUAGUUUAUUUUUUUAUUUUUUUAUAUCUGUAAUGUAACUAACAUAAUACAAUCGAAAUAUUGAGUAUAGACUGUUUUUGAAUUAUCGUAGUAUAUCUAAUUUUGGAAUGUUGAAAACAAUUGCCAUUUUGGCUCUGAAACACAUUUUUACUGUCAAUAGGUGACGAAUGAUGAUGGUACGACAUUUAAAUGUAUCCAUAUAUAUAUAUAUAUUUUUAAUAGUUCGUUACCCAUAUCUCAUAUCUAAAAAUAUAUGAGAUUAUUCCUAUUUUUAUAUUAAACGAUUUAAAUGUAAAAUAAUUUUAUUUAUUUCAUUUAAACCGAAUUCGACGGGUUAUGUGAAUCACGAUUACUCAUGACACAGUUUAUAUUUAUGCACUUUUAGAAAUAGUUCAGUGGAUAUAUUAUUGUCCAUUAGAUUUCUAAGAAGAACCAGUUUUUUUUAGGUAUCAUUCUAUUUGUAGCUUAAAAUUAAUAGUGAAUUUCUAUACAAUUUCACGGAUGUAUUUUGUGAAACUAAUGCGUAUAAAAUACUAUAAUAAUGCACCUAGAAACGAAAAGAAAUUUGGUAAAUUAAAAAAAAAGUUUGGUUUAGAUUAUGAUUAUUAGUGUCUAGAAAAUGUAUUAAAUUGCACGUUAUACGAUUAUAAAUAACAUAAGUAAAACAUCAUAAAUAAUAAUAAAAAUAGACUAAUAUGUUGACUUGGAUAGUUGAAAGUGUAGCUGCUGUGAAUUAAACCGUAUGUCCUAUUUGACCUUUACGCGAAAAGGAAAUCAAUAGUUUCGUGAGUUUGCCUUAUAACGGCAAUAUGACGUAUAAAAUCAUAUUAUAAUGUCGAACUAAAGUGAAUAAAUUAUUUUUAAUAAUUUAAUUAGUAGGUACCUAUUUACUAUAUGUAUUUUUAUGGGUUUUAUGUUUGGGUUUUAAGUACCUACCUAAAUAUUUAGGUACCUUAAUGUACAUUAUUUAUUCAUCGAUACAUUUUAAAGAAAACCUAAUAACCAGUUUAAAGUUCAUAAAGUAAUUUUAUAUUCAAGUUGGAUAAAUAACACAAUUUUAUUAUUUAUUAUAACCGAAAAUGUGAACUACCAAAAAGUAUAAUAUCAAGUUGAUAAAUUAUUAUCUGGCUACAUAUUAUUAGUUAUUAGUACUUAUUACGUUCGAAUACAACCAAAUGAGACUUGCAUGCUCACAAUUCAAAUUGUUAAAUAAUUGCAUUGUUGUGUAAAUUAUAGUUGUGAAAAUAAUGAAAUAUUUCUUGGUUUAUUGGUUUGCGAGGACGUCAUAUCUACAUGCGGUGUUCUCUGUCUUACCUGCUAAUACACGAUACAUGACAAAUUUGGCGCAUCCGAGUUGGGUCCUGCGUUCAAAAAUUUACUUUAGUUAGGUCCCGAGUUAAUGUGGGUACUAUACUAAUUGGGUCCCAGAUUUUCACAGGUUGUACAAUAGUUGGGUCUCGAGUUAAUAGUGGGUAGAAUAGAAGUUCUAAAAAGUUCUAAAAAGACACUUACAUCAAAAUAAGAAGUAUGAAAAAAACGACGUGAAUGUAUUUUACAAAAAUAAUAAUUUAAAAAGGAGAAAAAAAUUGCUACUAUAAAUCGUUUUGACAUUGUCAAAACGCUCUCUUAUAAAUUUAUAACUAAUUAAUUUGUACAUUAGUAUUAAUUAUUAAAUUAAAUUAAAUAACACAUUUUUAAAAUUGUUUUUAUAUUAUAUUAAAUUAGUAUUCUUUAAAAAACCGGAGGCCAUCUUCUGAAUGUUUUCCAAAAUAUUAAUUAAUCUGGCAAAAUAAAGAUUUUUUUACCUGUGUUUUGUUUUAAAUUAAAAAUCACUGACAGUCCUAAGUGUGUAAAAAUGAGAAGGAAAUUUUGUUUUAUUAAUUAUUGCUUAUAAAUGUUUGGAAGCAACUCGUAUACAACCUGCCGAAAGCUGAGACCCAACUAGCAUAGUACCUAAAAUUUAUCGGGACCCAAUUAGUGUACUACCUAUCCAAACCACUUGGAUUCGGGACCUAAUUCAGAUGCAGCCCACAAAUUUACAUUUAAAAGGAUCAAUUUUGUGAUGUUAGUUUUAAUAAUACAGUUAACUGAUUUUAUCAGACUUAAUGUUAAGAAAAUUAUUUGUAUUUAUACUCGUAUUUGGUAUUUUUUUAUGGUAGCUAGUAGGUAGCUAUGUAAAAUAUUAAAAUUUAAAAAUACAUACAGUUUAUCGUAAUAUCGAAAAAAAAAAAUUUGAACAUUUGAAUGGUAGCAAAUAAGCAGGUAAGAGCAGACUCCUACUUGCAUAGCUUAAGUUACCUACCUUUUGUUUGCUCUCGAAAUCUCAAAUAUUUUAAUAAUAACGUCUUUCAGACAAUAAUCACAUAAAUAUGGACUGCGUCCCAUUUUUAAUUUUUCUUGUAAAUUACGGCCUAUACUUUGUAUAUAUGACUAAAUAUUAUUUAUUCAUAUAUAAAUUACUUCUUAGAUUUUUUUUGCAAAAUCAAUAUUUUCCUUCCCGUUUUUUAGACUUAUAGUCAGGCAAUAUUAUAAUUGUAUACCUAAUGGUAUGGUUAAAAAUAUUGGUUUGCUGUUUUUUGUAUAUAACUAAUUAAUGUAUUAUUAAAAAAGGACGGACAUACUUCGCACGUGGGUGUAGCCACUGUUGUAGGUGGGAAGUUGGGAAGAUAGGCUACAGACGGGAAUUCAAUGUAUAUCUGUAAGCAACGAUAAACCAUUGCUAACGAAAAAAUAUGGUAUUAUGUGAUAUUAUGGUAAAAUGAUUAAAAAAAUGUGCGUUUUCAUGAACAACACUGAUUGUUUAAAAAAUAUUAAAAUAAUAAAAUCUUAAUGAUAACAAAAAAUAAAUAAAAACGGUUGUCAAUGACAACCUUAUUUUUAGUCCUUCAAUCUUUUUUAACCUAAAGACCGAGUUUUCCUCAUUAUCUCGAAUAUUAAUGAAAAUUUCAAAAAAUGAUCUCUUUAAAGUACCACCCAGAGAACAUUUUCUGAAGAAAAAUGUGUUAUACUUGAUAAUCGGAGUAUGCUUUCUCGUAGAAAAAAGUUUUCACUUAAAAAAAAAAAAUAAAUAUUAUUGUAAAACUAAUUUAUUCCUCGUUCCACUCAGAAUCUAAAAUUGCAAGUUUAUUUUUUUAAGACCAACAUUUUUUAUUAUAUUGUCAAUAAAUUCAGUUAAUCUAUCUUCAAUUUUUUUCCUAUGAACACUCACCAUGCAUCAAGCCUUUCAUUACUUAUUGUUGACUUUAGCCAUGUCUUAACUCUGCGCAAAGUACUGAAAGACCUUUUUACAGUGCAAGUUGUAGGUGGCAAUAUAAUAUAUAUUAGUAUUAACUGUUUGACUUCAGGGAAUAAUAAUUCACUUCAUAAUUUUCUUUUGGAUACUUUAUCAUUUUCUAAAGGGGCAUAUCCCCUCCAAUGGGCACCCAUUGUAACAAAAAUAUACAAUAUACUUUUCAUUAAGUCAUAAUGGAUAUAUUCAUUAGGUAAAUUUGGAAAAUUGUUAUGUCGUGUAUUUGUAAGAUGGAACAGUACGUCAUGCCGGAAUGGCAUUCUCUAAACGACGGACUACGAGCUCCAGAAUAAUACAUGUAUUUAUAUUAUAUUAUACUUACAAAAUUUUUUUUACGAAAUUUGUUUAUUAUCACUGAAUUUUAAUAUUAUCAUAUUAUUCAAAAUCUAUCAACAAAAUGAAGGGAGAAUAUAGUAUAUGGUUAUGUAUUAGACUAUUAUAAUUAACUUAAUUACAUUUCGUAAUUAUAAUAGGUACAUUACAUUAUUUUUAAAUAAAUAGGUACCUACAUAUUAUUCAAUUAUUAUCAUUAUUUUUUCAUGACGCAUUAUUUGAAUUUUCACUCACUGACAUAAUUGUAUGUAUCUCAAUAAUUGACGAUAAUAUACUCGUAUUUGAAUAUAAUCUGCAUAAAUUAAAUAAAAAAACUUUUUAUAUCAUUUACCAUUAUUCAAGGUAUUUUUUUCUAAGUGAAAAAUAUUUUUGCAAGUAGGUGUAUAGGUUUCCCUCCUAAGGAAAAACGCCGUAAGUUCAAACAAAUUUAAAAAUGAAUUAUAUACAUCCGAAAAAUCGUAAAAUUCAGAUAUUUUAGGUCAAUAUGUCAUAUGUCUAAAAUAUUAUUCUAUAAAACGACUAUUAGCAAUAUUGGUUUUGACAAAAUGUCGUAAAUGGCCGAAAAGUUCAUGUUUGCUAGGUAAAAACAUCGUAUAAUAACCAUGCUAAACAAAAACGCCGUAUAUCAUAAUAUAUUUAUGAUACGGCAUUUUUGUUAAAUAGGUAUUUAAUAAAAAUAAUAAUUUGCGGCGUUUAUACUUAGUAUAAAUAGUCGUUUUACUUAUCGUAAUAUUAUAACCAAUAAAUCAUCAAAAUAUAAUAAAAGUUAAUAUAAUAAUAUACAAACUUUACAAAUGAUACAAUAUCAGUUAUUUGUUAAUUAUUUAUACGAUUACCCAUGGAAUGGAUUAUAUUCACGAGUCUAUUCAGGUAAGUUCUAUACACCAAUUAUACUAAGGAUCAAUGUAAAAAGUUAAGUAAGUACUAUAGAAUUUAUUUAUUUUUAUUCCAUUGCAUCUAUCACAUGAAAUACCAUAUGAAAAUCCAUAUCAUACUUUAAUAGAUAAAAUGUAAGAGGUAUUAUGAAUUUUAGAAAAUCUAAAAUAUCAAAACCAGUUUUUCUCAAUGAUUUACGGCGUUUUUACUUAUGAGGUAUUAUAGUUAGGUAGGUACUUGAAUUGGCUUAUUAAUUAAAAUCAAUGUAAUUGAGAGACUCUGUGUAUUUGGCUCAAAAACAUGCUUUACGUGAAAAACUCUCGAGCCUUAUAGAAAGGCCCGAUAUUGACGAUUAUUUUUUUCGUCGGACAGAGUCAGACAGAGAAAGAUUAGCCUGACAAUGAAUUGCGUUUUCCAAUAUUUAAAUUUCAAAUAUUAUAUUAAGUCUUUAAAAAAAAUGUAUGUAAGGUUAUUUAAUCAAUUUUUCAUACCAUUAUUUGAAAUAAAAUAAAAAAUCGGAGUUGCAUAAUAUUGUUUUUUAUUAAAUACAAACAAAAUGGUAUAGAAAUAUUAGAUUAGUAAUGAAAUAUCCCUAUUAAUUCCCGUGAACAAAUAUUUGUUCGUAAAAACAGUCGUACUCCUUUCCCAAGAUGUAUAUGGGAUAGUACAUUAGUGAAAAAGAGUUUUGUCAUUAAAAGUUUAAAAAUAAAUUUCAAAUUGUACCUAUAAUAUUGGAGAAUAUUUGAAAAAUCGCCACUGGAAUUCUUAUGCUGGUCGUAAACCGUGUAAUGUGCCGGUUACGUAGUGAAAACAAGAUAUGUAGGUAUUUCAGGUCUACGCACUUGACCAUGGAAAUCAUAUUCCAAAGAUCACCAGUUUCUUUUGGCUAAUGGUUUUUUGCUCGUCUAUUUUUAGCAUUGUGGUUAGCAUAUAUAAGUGGUUAACAUAAUAUAUCGUAUUUGUUUGUAAUUAUUUCAAGUUGCAUUUAUUUAUUAUUUUAUGUAUGUAAAUUGGAACAAAAAUAUUGUAAACAUCGUCUUCUUAUACAAGAAUAUCUAAUUAUUAUUUAUUGUUUAGUUUGUUUUAAACAAAGUUUUUAUCACAAUAACUUUAGAUUCUGAGUAGAGCGAAGAAGCUAAUAGUUUUACAAAGAUGUUUGUUAUUAUUAUUUAUUUUUUUUUUUAUCUUUGUGCAACUUUUCUGCCAGAACACUUGCUUAGAUUUUUAAGUGUAACACCUUUUCUGAAUAAAAAUCGGUGUGGGGAAGUACUUUUAGGAGGUAAUUUUUCGAUUUUUUCAGGAGUUUAUUCAUCAAAUUUGGAAAACCGAAAAAAUCUGAGGAAAAACGGGAAAAUAUAAGAAAUGUAGAUAUUAGUUAAAACUUUUGGUAAAACUUUAAAUAAAUAUUAUUAAAGAAACUUUAUAAAGCCUAUUUAUUUAUUUUACUAUAAUAUGGCAUGUAUAUUGUUGACAAAGCAUCACUAUUAACUGAACUUCGCUCAGAAUCGUUUUUUCGUAAGCAAUGGUUUAUUUUUUCUUACAGGUAUGCAUUAAAUUACCUGUUACAGUAGCUGCACCCGUUCUAGGACGUCUUUUUAAAUUCCCUUUUUAAUCAUCUAUUUUCUUAAAUAUGAAAAACUGCAAAAUUAAUACUAUACCAAUUUUAUAAAUUUGAAAUAAGAUCGGUAAUAUGUAUUUUAAAACUAAAUGUGUAAUGUGAAUUAUGAUUACAUAAUUAUAGUUCACAUUGUGAAUAUGUUAUUAAUAUAGUUGUAGCACAGUGGAUUUAAAAAAAAAAAAAAAUAGGAUUUAAUAUUUUUUAAAUAAACGCCGGGCCUUCCUGUAUGAUUUCUAUCUAGAUUUACCAAUACGAUUGUUUCAUGUCCAACAUACGAUUAUGUAGAUAUCUAUAAUACACAAUAUUAGAUUACCGUGAUUGGAGACACGUUUUGUAAACCGAUCUGUAAGGAUAGUGGUCGGAUGUGGGAAACAAGUAUCUAUAUGUUAAUAUUAUCAUAUUAUUGUAAAGAUCGGAUACACAGCUAUACUCGAAUACGUAUACGAAAAGACUCACGAAUUCUGUAUUGUCACAUACAUUAUUAUAAUAGAGAAUCAUCAGAUGUCUUUCAAUAAAGUAUAAUAUUGCAAAACUUAAAUAUCACAAUGUACCUGUAUUGUAAAUUAUGUAAUAAUUUGGAUAGAAUAGAUACUGCAUUUUUUUUUAUAAAUUAUUAAUACCGGGGAAAAAUUGCUUAAAUAAAUUACAUUAGACAGAAUAAUAAUAAAAAAAAGUUAAAAUUGAGUUAAGCUCUUCUUCCUUGGGACCUAAUAAAUAUUAAGAGAAAAAUUCUUAAAAAUAAUAAUGCAGAUAAUGAUAAAUAAUUCGAAAUUGUCUAUCUAGAUAUUUGUUUUGCGUUCCCAUCAAUAUAAAUAUUAAAAUCACAAAUUUCAUCAGAAUUCUUCUAUUAUUAAUUAAAGAUAAUCUGUUUCCCACCGAACUGUAUAAGAUAAAAGAUAAAGCUGUACCUAUACCUAAAUAAAAAUAAAUUCUGGAUGCAUCUAUAUAAAUACUAUUGAUAAUCAAACGGCAAGUAGAUAGAAUAUAAUUUUAUAUUAGGUAUAGAAUAAUAUUAUAUUCCUGUUUUAUUGCAUCGUUUUUUUUUUUUUACGCAUUUAUUAUACGCUUUUUAAUUUUGUCGUAUUAAUUGAUACAAUUGAUACAAAUUGAUAUACAAUUUAUAAUUAUGUAUCGAUUAAGUUCAAAGAUCUUUUAUGAUAAUGAUAAUACAAUUUAUUAUAAAACAUCGUAGAUGGAUCUAGAGUUUGCCGCAUCAGUGCCUCGAGACGGUCGGCUAAAAAUAAUAAUAUUACACAACUGCGUACUGUGUUUUUGGCCAAAUGUGUGUAGUCGUGAUCGUCGAAAAUUAUUAAAGAAUAAAUAUGAUUUACGUUGAACGAGAACGGGGACACACUCAGAAAUAUAACAUUUACAUAAUAAUAAUUUUACUAUCGUCGUCGCUGGGAUACGGUGUGUUGUGAUCAGUGAUAAAAGUGGUAGGAGGGGGAGUGUUGUUUUUUAUUUAAUGUAAAAUUAUCCGUUUCCUUUAGUUCUCCCUUCGAAGUCCCAGGGAAGGCUUUUAUUUUUGUUAUUGGGGUAAUUUCAAUGAAAUAUCAAAGGCUCACACAAAUUUAAUAUAAUUUAAUUGAAAAUUAAUUCUUUAAUAUUGACUUAUUAUAAUUAUAUAAAUUACAAUCAAAUUAUUUAAAUUUAUUUUUACUGAGCGGGCGAAUUAUAUGGUGUAUGAUAAUUGUUUUGAGGAGGGAAUUUAAUUUAAAACCAAAUUAGGAUAACAUUUUUUACGAACAAAUUUAUGCGGAGAAAAACAUUUUGGAAGUGUCGACUCUAUGGGACCCCAUUGGAAGCUUGCUCGCCUCUAGUUAUUUAGAGGCUCGGGAACGCCCCGCAGUUUUUAAUAAACAUAGUGCCCCCUCGAAGCUUUCUAUAAGGUUAUAACAUCGGUGGGUCGUAUAUUCGAUUCGGAAACAAAAAUUUGACCACGAUUCGCAUAAUACUGUGCGGAACGGCGUGCGUGCGUAGUCUUUGGCCUUCUGACCAUGUAGGGAGAGUACCCUUCGCAGUGAAUAUACUUAUACGGUGACGGGGUCGGGCGUCGGAAAAUUCGCGUCUCGUCGACGUUGCCGGAUUUAUUUUCGCAGUUUUUCGGUCGUUCCGGGCACGGGGUGGUGACGACGGUCCCGUCCGCUCCGCACCGGAUCCGAUCUGCACACCCCUCGCGGAGCAGCCGCCGCCGCGUAUUGAUUUUGCACGGUCUGCGGCGCCGCUGCCGUCGUUACGCCGCGACCCAUGUAUGGCACCCGCACGAACGCCACCGCCACCCGACAACACGCCGCCGAUGCGGCUGCCGUUCGAUAUAAAUGUUUAUUGUAUAAAACACCGUACUCUUUCCCUGUACGGCCGUUCGUUCCGCCGCCAACGCCUUCGGUGUUUUUAUUGCGCUCUCACACGCAUUGCCAACCUAAAAGCACGCGACCUCCACUCCCUUUCACCCUACCACCGUUCGUCCCGUCUACUCAUGUAAUAAUAUACCGAGAGACAGUAUAGAAUGUCAUCUGAUGUCACCGCCGAAUUGCGCAAUUUACCCAACGUUGAGAUAUAAUAUGAGGGUAGUAAAAAAUAAAUAUAGAAACAGAUAAAUAUAAUACCCAUCAAAUUUUUUGACGGGCUGAAAAAUAAUUUUUUUGAUAAUAUCGAGUAGUAUGUAUUGUAUUUUAUUUUAACUUUUAAGUAUUAUUUUAUGUUUGGAUAGCUGUAUGUACAUCUUUGUGCAGCAAUAAUUAUUACGGACGGCCGUUUCAGAUCGCGUAUACGCCGAAAUUUCACUGAGUAUAUCAUCAACAUAAACUUUAGUCAUCGAGUUCGUAUACACGCAUACAGCAAGUGUGUUUUCAAUGAUAUUUACGCUUUAUUUUCGAAUCUAAUAGUAAACAACCCGAUCUGCAGAUGACCGGAAUAGUUGUAGAGGUACUUUAAGUACAAUUAUUAUUUCGCAAACAGAUUUCCCGCAUUGACUACGAUAGUUUAAGUUUGUUUAUAAAUUAUAAUAUUAAGACUUGCCCACUGGGAAUUAAAUCAUUUAGUUUAUCUAAUGCAAUAUUUUUAUAUUUGUUGAACAAUUAUUUUAUUAGGUAUCUACGCAAUUAGGUAUCUUUUGUGAUUUCUUUGCUUUGCGCAUCGUUUUUCGGUGAAAACCUAUCUGAUUUUCGUACGGCCAUAUAGGUGCCUAGGUUAGUUUUUUUUAGACAUGGGGGUAUCUUUAUUCCUUGUAUAGUUUGUAUAGUUUUAUUAUACGGGUCAUAAACAUGCGUACACACACACACACACACACAGGUGUAUGCGGCAUUUGCAGCAAGUGCGCACCAGUUACGCCCGUGGCGGUUGGUAGCAAUGGUCGGGGAGGGGCCUUUGCCGUAUAAUGACAUUUGGAUGAGGGUGGCGUGCAUCGCGGGGGAGGCGUUUGCCGUUUCGUUGUUGGCGUUAAGAUCCGAGGGGGCCAGUUUUGUAUCGGCGCCGUACGCGGCCACACCGACACACAAAUGACGUAAUCUUUUAGGAAAAUUGUCAUCAUUAUAUUCAUAGCCGUAGAAAACGAAUACAAAAAUCGAACAUAGUUACCGCAUCGCGGGCUAGGUGAAAAUGGUCACCGAAACCGGACAAGUAAGCCAUUUUAGUUUUAAUAUUAAUAUUUGCAACAUAUUAUAUUAUAUUGUUUUGUUUCGUACGAACAAAGUGAACUUGUAUACACACACACACACACACACACACACACACACAUACAUAUAUACAAAUGAAAACGCACACCUAUUUCGGUGUAAAAUCAAUACGCUCUAGUAUGGAGCUCACACCUCACAUAAUAUUAUGAAUCUGAGAAUGAAAUCGGAACUUUUGUUUACGGUUAUAUUUAGAACGAAUCGUUACAAUUUAUACUUCGCAUAUACGUUUAAAAUAACCAAUAAAGUCAUGUCAUUUGAUAUUGCUUACUGAUAUAAAUGAAUUUGUUUUUUUAAAGUAUUUCAGAAUGGCUUAGUCAAAUAAUAUAAUGUUAAUUUGUUUUUAAACUACAUAACUUAGAUAGAUAUAGGUAAUGUCUUAUAUAUAAAAUUGACAUUCUGUCUAUAUGUCUGUCUGUAUGGUAUAGAAAUAUAGGAACAAUAAUAUUCUGAUCUUGAUGAAACGUCGCACACUUGACAUUUAAAACAAGAGAAAGAUCUACUUUGCAUCUCGGAAUUAAACCCCUAAAGGGUUACUGAUAUAGGGAUUUUGGUAUUAUAGAAACGGAAAUUUAAAAUUUUGUUGUUGAUUUCUGGGUCAUCGUGACACGGAUAAAAAAAUACAGUAAUUAUUAUUUAGUUUAGUUGCCACAGAAAAAGAAAUAUUCUUUUUAAAAGAUUAAUUGUCGGGCACCGACGACUAAGUGUGAUAUAAGAAGUUUAAUUAAAGGGAUAGAAAAAAUCCUGUUUUUGAAUAGGUCGAGCCCGAGAAUUCCGGGUAAUUUAGUUUUAAAAAUAAAAUAUAGUUCGAUACAAAAAAAAUAAAAAUAUAAUAUUAAAAAACCAUUUUAUCUACAGAUUAUAUAACGUAGGUAACUACUUUGUUGCUGUUUCUAGACUACAGAUUUAAUGAGUCGAAUAUUAAAUCAAUUAGUUUUGAAAACACUGUUGAUAUACUUCUUUGUUAGUAGGUAACUAUAUUAACAAUGGUACUUAUUGCCACUCGUAUUAAUAAUAAAAAAAAAAAAAAGCGUUUAAUAUACUCCUUGAAUAUUUCUGGAGAUAAUAAAGAUAGUUAAAUUAUGUUUUUUUUUUUUUUAUAUUGCUUACAGGAACGAGGAGUACAGAUAUGUAUACAUGAAUUAAUUUUUUCUUUUUAGUUAAAAAAAACUUUUUAUUUUAUUAUUUUAGGAAAAUUUUAAGAUAACUAUUCAAUAUAGUUCAUUUUUCUGAACAUUUUAAUGUAUCACAUAUUUAUAUCCGAUGAACAGUUUUUAAGUAACAGCCGUUUUUAAUUUUAAUAUCCCAUUUAAAAAUUGAUGUUAUCUAGAGAACAACCAAAUUGUAUUAUGCAAAAAUAUCGGUUUUCACACGAAUUAUUUAUUUUUAAAAAUUUUUUAAUUAAAAAGAAAAAAUUAAUUCAUGUAUGAAUAUUUGUACUUCUCAUUCCUGUGAGUAAUAUAAAACAAAAAACAUAAUUUGAUUAUCUUUAUUAUCUCCGGAGAUAUUCAAGGGGCAUAUCUUUGUGGGACCGCUUGUAUAAUAAGUACAAAUUAAAUUAAAUAUAAUUCGUCUUCUUCUUCUCCUUUGUUACAUCCCAGCUAUUUGGAAUUGGCUACCUUCAUUCUAAACUUUCACUUGAUUCGAUUCCCUACUUCGUAUACACUGGAUAUUUUUUAGUGUCCAAAUCCAACCACCUUCUUUCGGACUUUUUCUUUCUCUCUUUCCUAUUACGAUUAUUUUCAUUACCAUUCUUACUGAUAUUUAUUCCUUCUUCUUUAUGAAAUUUAUAAACCAUCUAUUUUAUUUUAUUUCCCUACAAUCGAAACCACGCCUUGUCACCUCUUGUGUACUCGUUCUUAUAAUUCUAUCUUCUCUCAUCACCCCACUCAUCUGCUUAAAAAUUUUCAUCUCUGAUACAUUCAUUAUCUAUUUUUUUUUCUGUCUACCAUCCAACAUUUAAAACCAUUCAACAUUCUUGGUCUCGCCGCACUCUUUUAUAGAACUUACUCCUAAGUCUUAUUGAAAUUAUCUUGUCACAUAACACAUCUGAUGCUUCUCUCCACUUUAUUCAAUCACACUUUAUUCUAGAUUAUAUAUCCUCUUCCUUUUAGGUUCUUGCAUACAUUCGACAUAGAGUAAUUCGUUUAAGUCUUGUUCAGAAAUCUUUAAACUAUUUGAUACAAUUUUUACACCGGCUGAUGAACCUGAUGCAGCCCCAUUUUUCAUCUCUUAUAACAGAGGUUCCAUGGGAGUAAUUUGAUCCAUUCUCAAAGAGAUAAAUUAAAUAUAAUUUAUUGUUAUACCUAAUUAUAUUAAAAUAAAAUGUGUUAUUAAUGAAUUAUUCUAUUUACAACAUGAAUAAUAGUUUUAUAAUGAAAUGUAAAAUUUUUUAGACGGAGGGAAAUACCUCCUCAUUCUUAAGAGCUGCUCGAUCUGGGAAUCUUGAUAAAGUGAUUGAACACUUAAAGAACAAAAUCGAUAUAAAUACAUCAAACUCUGUAAGUAUUUAAAUUUAUAAACGUAAAAUAAGUAUUUACUUAGUUAAAUUACGAGCAUAUCUGGAUUCUGGGAUUAUAUAUGAUACAUUAAAUAAAAUAAAUGAUUUCUAGAAUGGCUUAAAUGCUUUGCAUUUGGCUGCAAAAGAUGGGCACUUGGAUAUCGUGAAGGAGUUAUUAAAAAGAGGAGCUAACGUAAACUCGGCGACAAAAAAAGGGAACACUGCUCUUCAUAUUUCUUCUCUAGGUAUACAACAAAUAUUUUUAAUUUUAUUUUUAAUAAUAAUGAAAAUAAAACGUGUGUUUUAGCGGGGCAACAUGAUGUGGUGGUUACCCUUGUGGAACAUGGUGCGUUAGUCAACGUGCAAAGUCAAAAUGGUUUUACUCCUUUGUACAUGGCUGCGCAAGAAAAUCACGAUAGAGUUGUCAAGUAUCUACUCGCAAAUGGAGCCAAUCAAAAUUUGGCGACCGAAGUAUGAUAAAUUAAUAAAACAACUAAUGAAGAAUCAAAUAAAUUUAAAACUAAUUUGUUUUCUUAAAUUUUAGGAUGGGUUUACACCAUGCGCUGUCGCAAUGCAGCAAGGUCACGAAAAAGUAGUAACUGUGCUAUUAGAGAAUGAUACCAAGGGUAAAGUGCGCCUUCCUGCAUUGCAUAUUGCAGCAAAAAAAGACGACUGCAAAGCUGCAGAUUUACUUCUUCAAGUAUACAUUAUUUAUACAAACCGAUAAAUUGAUUCAAUUAAUAAAAUAAAUUUAUAUAAUUUUUCAGAACGAUCACAAUCCAGACGUAACAUCUAAGAGUGGAUUUACUCCAUUGCAUAUUGCUUCUCAUUAUGGAAACGAUGGUAUCGCUAAACUUCUCCUUGCUAAAGGCGCUGAUGUUAACUAUUCCGCUAAAGUAUGAUUGAAAGUGAUAUACUAUUAUACCAAAUAUAAAAAUAAAUAACCAUUUUAUCUUCCAACAGCAUAAUAUAACUCCUUUACACGUGGCAGCGAAGUGGGGAAAAAGUAAUAUGGUAUCAUUGUUGCUUGAAAGUGGGGCAAAUAUUGAAGCCAAAACUAGAGAUGGUUUAACGGCUUUACACUGUGCUGCAAGAUCUGGACACGAUCAAGUUAUAGAUAUGCUUUUACAAAGAAACGCUCCAAUAAGUUCAAAGACUAAGGUUCGGAUGAAUUAUAAAAUAUUACGGUGUUUUUAUUUUAAAUCACAUUAUUCGAAUUUUAAGAAAAAUCCAAUUUAAUUGAAGCGAAAAAGAAAGUUUAUAGGUACUUUGUGAUUAUUUUUUAGAACGGUUUGGCAGCAUUACACAUGGCGGCUCAAGGAGAUCAUGUAGAAGCGGCUAAAGUAUUAUUGUCUAAUAAUGCUCCAGUAGAUGACGUGACUGUUGAUUAUUUGACCGGUCUUCACGUGGCUGCUCACUGUGGACAUAUCCGAGUAGCUAAACUGUUAUUGGAAAAACACGCGGAUCCCGAUGCGCGAGCUUUGAACGGUUUUACACCGUUGCACAUCGCUUGCAAGAAGAACCGCAUUAAAGUCGUGGAAUUGCUUCUCAAGUACAACGCAAGUUUAGAAGCGACUACAGAAGUAAAUAAUAUAAUUUUGAACUAUGUAGAUUCGUUAAAACGACAAAUGAAUAUUAUAUUUCCUUGUUUACAGUCCGGCCUUACUCCGUUGCACGUUGCUAGUUUCAUGGGUUGCAUGAACAUUGUAAUAUUCUUGUUACAACACGAAGCCAAUCCAGAUUUACCGACAGUGCGAGGAGAAACACCGUUGCAUCUUGCCGCCAGAGCCAAUCAAACGGAUAUUAUAAGAAUAUUGCUCCGUAACGGAGCUCAAGUGGACGCUAGGGCUAGAGUGCGUAUAAAUAUUUAGUGGAUAGAAAUGUUUUUUGAGAAAAAAAAAAAAUAAAAAUUUGUUUGUGUAGGAAAAACAAACACCGCUUCAUAUAGCUUCCAGAUUGGGUAACGUAGACAUCGUUAUGUUGUUGUUGGCUCACGGCGCAGCAGUCGAUUCAACUACAAAAGAUUUAUACACAGCUUUACAUAUUGCCUCAAAAGAAGGCCAGGAGGAGGUAAGAGCACUGAUUAUGAAACGCAUUAUGGAUCACGUGGACACAACAUAUUUGCUUGAUAAGUUUUGGUCUGUUAGAAGAGAAUACUUUAUAUAGAACGAUUAAAUACUGUGAGUCUCUCCUUUUCCUUACAUUAUCAUAUUUUGUACGCGAGUUCAACUUAUGUUACUAUCCUUGUUCAGACGUUCCUGAAUUGAAUAAUAAAAAAAAAAAAAAUGAAAAUUAUUUGAUAAAAUCUUUUAUCGUCAUCAGAUAAAUAUGUCAUCUUCUUACAUAUUUUUGACAAAUUAAUUAGAUAUUUAAACAUACCUACAGUCAUCUUAUUAAUUGAUAAUUAUAUCUAUUAAACGAUUUCUUUUCGAGUUAUUUGAGUCUGAUUUUGUUAUUCGAGUUGAAAACGUAUCUACAACAAAUGUAUUAAUUAUUAAUAAUAAAUAUACUUAUUAUUUAUAAACUCAAAAAUAAUUACGUAGGUAAUAAAUACAAAUUAAAAUGUUGAUGCCAAUAAUGAUUUGUUUCAAUUAUUAAAUUUCAAUUUUUUAAAUUUCUGUAGUUCAAAAAUAUUAAUUAAAUUUUCCAAAAAUAUAAUUAAUUUAUUGAAUUCACUGCCAUAUUAGUUUUAUCAUAUUGUGUUCAUAUUCUUCAUCAGUUCAAUUAAUUAAUAAUCUAAAUUAUUGUUGAACACAUAUGAUUUAAUAACCAAUAUAAUAGAGGGAAAUGUAAUUAUUGUGCCAAAUUGGAUAAUAAUUUUCUUUAAAUUUAAUAUAUAUAUAUAAUUUAAUGAAAUAGUUACCUAUUCCUUUUUUUUCAUAUAUAUUUUCCAGCCUAGUCUAUUAUAAUCUUCCUCUAUAUAAAAUAUUGUCUUGACAUUCAAUACAUUUAUUUUCAAAAUACAAUUUUUAUGUAUAGUGAAAUAUUUGAUGAAAUAUUUUGAUUUUGAUUACAGUAUAUACAAGAGUUUAGUUGUUAACAUCUACUAUAAUAAUUCAUAUUUCCGAAUUACAACUUAUUAACUAAACUAAAUAAUUGGCCAACUAUUUAUGGAUCCAAAAUCAAAAUAUUUCCUCUUAAAUAUUGUUUAUUAAUAAUUAAACUAUAUAAUACGAUUAUAUUAAUAUAUAGCAAAUUUUAACGUUUGAAAUAUUAUUGUUAUACGGUUUAAUUAUUAAUUAUUAUUAAUGUGAAUGUUAUAAAUUAGAAAAUAUAAUAGUUUUUAAAAUAUUAUAACCUUGAAAAGUUGUCAUAUUAGAUGAUGAUAAUUUUAUUAUUAUAUAUUAUAAUAUAGUGCUGUUAGUUUUUUUUUAAGUUUCAUAAAAUUUUAUUCGACAUAAAUGUUAUAUUCGUAUUAUAGCAUUAUUUUGAUCUCUUAAUCGUUGUUACAAUUCAAAAGACAUCUUUUUAUAAUAGUUUAAUCACCGUUAAAACCAAAUCUAGAAUAUGGAUGUGAAUAUUUUAUGCUUAAUCAUUGUCAUUGUUGUUUUCUUAAAUUAAAAAAAAAAAAAAAUUAAAACAUUUAUAAAAACGUUUUUUUCGCUUUGCAUAUCAUUUUUUUUUAUUUAUUUUUUUGUUAAGCCACCGCCAAUUAAAUCUACUUUUCCAUUUUAAAUUUCUUUUAUCUUCAAAAAUCAAGCAAGUUACUCGGUAAUUGGUUAAAUCGAUAUUUAUUGAUUAGGUAAGUCCUAAAAUUUAGUUAUUCAUACAGUUAUUAUUUUCCAUCUUCCCAACCAUAUCUAAAUUUGGCUAUAUAUCAUUAUAGCCUAACUCUUAACGCAAUAAUAAGUUAUUGUGUAAUAUCGAUUUAAUUGCUGUAAAUUAUUACGGGCACAGGCUUAGCUUCACAACACUGAUGCAAUGUAAAACAUAAUAUUUUAAAAGCUUAAAUUGAUUUAAUUAUUAGAACAAAUAUUUAACUGCAUUAACUACAUUUUUACAAGCUUUAACUUUGUAAAGUAUUUUGAACACGGGUCACGGAUUAAUAAGUUAAUAAUGUGAAACAUUCAAACACUGGACUUUUUUUUGUUGGCAGGUUGCAUCAGUGUUGUUGGAGAAUGAAGCCUCGGUGACAGCAGCUACUAAAAAAGGGUUUACCCCACUACAUUUGGCAUCAAAGUACGGCAAUAUUAAAGUCACCAAAUUACUGCUGCAAAAACACGCACCGGUCGAUGCACAAGGAAAGGUAAGUAAUAAAUUGAUUAACUUUAUUUACGAGAACUCAAAAAUUUUUAAUUUCUCAAAGCAUGAUAAAUUUAUUGGAUUUUAUACUUUGAUGGGUGGGUUUUUAUAAUAAUAAUAAUUUACAUGAACCCAUUUCAUUAAAUUAUUAUUUUACAAUAAAAAUUGCAUUUUUGAAUAUUUACAUAAAAUUAUCGAAUUCCUAUAUCAGGGGUCACCAAUAGCAGCCUGCGGGCCACAUACGGCACGUGGACGAAUUUUAUACUGCUUGUAGACAAGUAGAAAAAAAACGAAAAUAUAAUAAGAUAUUUUAGUAUCGUACAUUUUUAUUUUUGAGCAAGAUUUAUCAUUUAUCCCACUAAACAAUUCUAUUUGUAAUACAUUUAGGUAUAAUUACAUUUUUUUCAUUUUUACGUAGUUUUGAAUAUUUAUAACAUUAACUAUGUUCUUAAUAUUAAUAAAUAAUAGCAAAUAAUUAUUUAUUAUAAUAAAUAAAUAACAAAAUAUUUUGUUCUCAUUACUUUAAAUUGUAUCACAAUACAUGUUAAAAAUAUGUUUUUUUAAUUUUGAUGUUCCGCAAAAAAUUUCCAGAUUCUUAAUGUGGCUUUAUAAAUAUUAAUUGGUGUCCCCUGACCUAUGUAUCCAUAUUUUGUGAUUAUAAUAAUUACUUUUUUUUCGUAUAUUUAAUAUAGAAUAUGUAUAUGUAAUAUUAUGUAUCCUAUAUGAAUAUUGUGUGUUUACUGUUUCAUAUGGUAGAAUAUUACGUGAGUAGUAUAAUACCAAAUUAAAAGAAUGAAUUGUUUAACAGUAAAUUAAUCAAUUCGUAUUUUUAUUAUUGAUAGACAAGUUAAAGUAACUACUUAUUGGAUAGAUUGACAUAAUAUAUAUGUAUAUAUCAAACUAUUCUUCAUUGAUGUAAUAUACACAAAUUAUAAUGCAAAUAAAAAAUACAUUCUAGUUACGAUAAAGUCAAAACUUUUGGAUAUCACCUAAUUUUUGUUGUUAAUUUAUAUAAUAUUGCAUUUCUAUUAAACUAUUUAUUUAUUUAUUGGAGUCUCAUUAAAAUUCACAAAUUAAUUAUUUUUGGUCAGUAACAAUAGGUAUACUUACAAAAUUAUUAAUAAAGUAAUGUUUAAUAUUUUUGAUUUUUGUAAAAGUUCACAUUUAAGUAUAAAAUAUGAUGUAAAAAAUGUUUGUAUCGUCUAAGGUACUUUAGGUAUCUAUUUACAUAAAACGUUUAGGAAUAAGUUUAAAUGAAGUACCUAUAUUAGUUAAGGCCUGAUGAAUUAAUAAAAACUUAUUGAUUAGUUUUAAUCCUAGUUAGAUAUUGAGAUUUUUUAUUUUUUCAAUACAAUUGUAAUUUAAUUAUUAUCAAUUUUUAUAUAGUUGCUUAUAUGUAUUAUAUAUUAACGUAACCAAAAAUUACCUAUAACUUAUAAUUACCUAUUAUUAACUAUAACUAAAACCUAUAAUUACCUAUACCUAGUAACUUAUAGGCUGUAUUUGGAACGUUAACUAAAAUAGUGAAUGCGUUCAGUAUUGCCAGAAAAUUCUUAGUUAUAAAAAAUUAUUAUUUUAGACUUUAUCUUCUAAGACUGUGUUCCGGAGAGUUAAGAAAAUAAAUGCUUAAUAAUUUAUAUUACAUAAUAUUAUUUUUAUAUGUUAUUACAAUUGUUAUUUUAAAAUUUUGAAACGGAGUUUUCGUGGGGGGAGGGAAUACAAAGAUCAAAUAUAAAGAAAUAAAUUACAUUACGCUCACAACACUUGUUCACACUGCGUACAUUUUAUUGUUAUUUCGUUUACAUCCUUUAUUAUCUUUUAUGGUUCAGAAAAACACUGCUAAAAUCGUUGAGGCUCUUGUAUUAUCCCCAUUUAGGUGUUCCUCGUCUUGACUACACUGUUAAAAAAUGCCUGUAUUAUCGUUGCCAGUCCAUAUUAUCUUAAUUCGUAAUUGUAAUCUAAUAUUAUUAGAUAUAAUUGAUAAUAUUAUUAUGUCUUUUUUUUUCAUCAAAUGAACGUUAAAUGAACAAAAAAAAGUCGUUCACGUUCGUGUAAUAAUUGAAUGUGUUCAUGGCUCGAUCGCGUAAAAUUGAAUGCGUUCUUUCCGGCUAUAAGCAAUAGGUUAACCUAUAAGGGAAGUUUAAAUUAAACAAUGCCAUGGGUUGAUUUCCUCCAGCUUUUUGCCUCACUAUCUCGUAUGGUUUUAAUUUCCAUCGUGUACACAUAUAAAGACGGUUGAUUGAUUGAUUACGAUGUACCUAACACAAAUGUACAGUUCAACAGUGCUAGUAGUAAAAAAUAGCUUCCAUUAUCUACGACAGUGGUAGCGUACUUUUAAUAUGAAGCACCUCUAACAAACCUAUACUUAUUAUUGAAUAUGUCUGCCGCAUACGUUGAAAAACGACUAAAUUACGGCUCUAAGUUUCAAACGAAAAAAAGGUCUCGUGGUGAAUAGUUGGCGGUGAAAUGAACGGCGACGACACGUUUAUGGCGAAAUGAACUAGACCCCAGGAAAACCCACAAACGGAUUUCCUUAAAAUCUUUGUAGAUCAGACGCGUAGUCAAGAAUUUCCAAAGAGGGGUGUUAUGAAGAGAUGCAAAAUCUUUUUCAUUAUCACUAUUUAUUACUUAUAAACACUUAAGAGGACGUACUCCGACAUAGCAAAUUAACGUUCAGCAAGGACUUCUUUUUGGGAAUUCCUGGCUACGCACCUGAUCUACGAAGAUUUUAAGUAAAUCCGAUUGUGGAUUUUUCAGUCAUUAAUGAAUAAUUUUUUUUUUAAAUUACAUACCUAUACAAAUACAUAUUGACUUUUGGUUAUUUUAAAUAAAAACCAAAGCAAACUAUGCUUUAAAACUCAAAUUUAGAAAUUGAACAUUUUUUUAGAAAUUUCAAUACGUGUAUCACCAAGAGAUCCGAGGAGUUAGGAAAUGUUAUCUAAACAUGAAUCUGAAAUUUAUUAUAAAUUAUAAACUUAAAUUAAGUAACUUAUAAAAUUAUUUGUUAUAAUUUGAGUACUUAAACUACUAAAAUGCAAAUUAUUUGAUAAUAAAAUAUUAUUUUUGAUCAACUUAUACAGAUUUAAAAGUUUAUCAAUAAUAUUAUUAUCGGCUGUUGAAAGGGUAAAUUAAAUAUGCAUAAGUUGUACACAGAUUAUACAUUAUAGUCUUUAUAUUUACCUACUUAAAAAAAUGAAAAUGGAAAAAAUUGUGUUUAAUAGUAUGAAACGUUUAAAUUAUUAAUAAUCUUUAAAUUUAUUACAAAAAUAGCUUUCUAAAAACUACAAUGAAUUUGUACCAGAUGAUUCAUUUAAGUGGAUACACUCAUUAUCUUGGAAAGUAUUAAUUUUUUUUGGAAUUUGUUUUAUAGAAUAUUCAAGAAACAAACAGAUCUACAAUUUUAUAUUUAUGUUAUUUUUUGUGAUAUUCCACUUUUAAGUUUAGAUUGAAAAAAAGUAGUGGUACAUUAUUAACACGACACUCGUCGUACCACCACACAGAUACUCCACUACUCUCCUAUAACCCAAAAUUAAAAAUGGAAUAUCUCAUCAACGGAUCGAUGAAAAUAAAAAAUGUCAACACUAAAAUUUAUUUUAACUGAUACUCAAUCUAUUUAUGGACUUUUUAACAUAGGUAUCCAUUUGAAAAUCAAAAGUAGGUAGUGGUUUUACCCCCAAAACUAAGGGCAAAAAAAAAAAUAUAAAUAUAAAAUUCUAGAGCUUCUUGUUUUGUAAAUGUUCUAGAAAAAAAAUUCCGAAAAAAGUUAAUACUUUCCGAGAUAAUGAGUGUACCCAUUUAAAUGGAUCACCUGGUAUAUCGUUAAAAUAAAAAAUCAAAUUAAUGAAAUAUAAUAUUACGUAAACAGUAACAUUUAUUGUACUACUUCUCACUUAUAGAACGGUGUAACGCCAUUACAUGUAGCGAGCCACUAUGAUAAUCAAGCUGUUGCAUUAAUGUUGCUUGAUAAACAAGCUUCGCCUCAUGCCACAGCAAAGAAUGGCCAUACACCUCUUCAUAUAGCAGCAAAAAAGAAUCAGGUAAAUUGUCUACAUACCUAACAUAAAUAAAAUACAUUAGGUAUAUUCAUCGCGCUUAAUCAACAUUAUUUAAAGUAAGCUAUUGACUAAUGGCGUAUUUUGAAAUUGUAUAACAAAAUUGGCGAGUGUAGUAGACAAUUUUAACAAUUUUAACGUGUUUAUAAAUUGUUUCAAAUAGUGAAUAUUGGGUUAUGUGGCUUGGUGGUCAUUCACGAAUCAUAUAAAUUAUAAAAAAAGAAAAAAUAAUUUGUGUUUUUAAAGGCAAAAAUUUUAAUUUUGUUCGAGCUUUUAUUUAACUUCACUUGUCACCUGGUGUUUGUGUGUCUGAUUGUUUUUUUUAUUGUUUACCCACGGAUUUUUAAGUGUGUAACCCUUAAUUCUUUGGUCGCUUUGUGUUUUUUUUUUUUUUUUUGAAAAUCCAUUAAUUAAUAUAAAUAUAAAAUAAUAUAAACCAAGAAUCAAAAUGACACAUAUUUUGUAUUAAUAUAUAGUUUUUAAUCUACAAAUUACUAAAACUCAGAUAGCCACCUAAUUGGUAAAAACAAAAUACCAUUAGCUAUAUUUAAUGUAGUAUUGGGCAUUAAAAUAUGACAAAUGUAAAAAAAUAGCUUUUAUUUUAAAUAUUAAUUAAUUAUUUUAGAUGGAUAUAGCGGUUACGUUACUAGAUUAUGGAGCAAACGCAAACGCAGAGUCCAAAGCAGGUUUUACUCCUCUUCAUCUUAGUUCUCAAGAAGGUAAUGUGGAGAUGACAACAUUACUCUUGAACCACAACGCUGAUCCUAAUUAUAAAUCAAAGGUAGUAACUUAUAAUAUUAUACUGUUGUUGAAUGAAUAUUUAAAAAGAAGUCAUUAUUUACUCUUUGCAAAUAUAUGUUAUAGAACGGUUUGACACCAAUGCAUCUCUGCGCACAAGAAGACAAACAUAAAGUAGCUGUGGUUUUGGAUAACUAUCACGCAGACAUUAAUCCGGAAACUAAAGUAAAUAAUAAUUAAACAAUAAAAAAAAAAAAACAUUAUGACAACAAUAUUCAGCUAUGUUAUUAUCUACAUAAUAAUACUAUAUAAAAUCAAUAUAGUUUUAUAUUAAGCGAAGGGGAACACUGAACAUAUUAUUUUUUAUAUUUGUUAGUUUUGCAAAUUUAUUAAUUUUUCGUUAUCUAUUAAAAUUACUAUUGAUUUGUUAAUUGAUGAGUACAUAACGUCAUAUACUUUUAUUAAAAUGUUAGACCGGAUUUACGCCUUUGCAUGUCGCUUGUCAUUUUGGUCAGUUAAAUAUGGUUCGAUUCAUAACUGCUCGUCAAGGAGUCAAUGUCAACGCGACCACAACUUCUGGAUACACUCCACUCCAUCAAGCAGCUCAGCAAGGUCAUUCAACUAUUGUAAGCCAUCUGUUAGAUAAAAAAGCUGAUCCAAAUAUAUUAACUAAUGUAAGUAAAUAAGUAAUUAUUAUUAUUAUUUAACUAUAAUUCAUAAUAAAAGAAUUGUGUAUUACAAAAUUUGACUUUUUUUUAAAAUAUAACAUCGAUGAUAAAUUGUCAAACAUUCGACAUUCAUGAUACAGUCCGUGUUAUAAUAAUGUUAUAGUAAAUGAAUUUAUAAUUAAUAGUAAUAGGGGUAUUUUUUCAUAAUAUUCUGACUAUGAAUUUUUUUUUUUUUUAAUUACCUAUAUGUAAUAUUAUAACAUUGUGAAUCGUAUUAUUUACAGCAAGGGCAAACGGCUCUGUCGAUUUCUCAAAAAUUGGGCUACAUAAGCGUAGUGGAAGCUUUAAAGAACGUUACAAAAGCUGCACCUUCGUCAACCUCCGAUGAAAAGUAUAAAGUCAUUUCUCCAGAAACAAUGCAAGAAACAUUCAUGUCAGAUUCUGAAGACGAAGGAGGUAAUGUGAAAAUAAAUAUUUACGUAUAUAUUUGUUUUAAAUAUUAAGUAAAUAUUAAAUUAUGUGAUUCAACGAAGAUUUUAACAGGUUAUGUGCAAUAUUGUGUUUAAUAAUAAUAAUAUAAUGAUAAAACAUUUAUACUUCACCGUAGAAAAGUACUGCAAGCAAUGUUAAAAAAAUGCUUUUAAUCUAAAAGAUAAAAAACUUUAGGUACUUAUAUUAUUUCAUGUGUUGUCGUGUAUAUUAUACUAAAUAGACUAAUAUUAACAUACACCUAAUAUUAUUAAAGAUUAACUGAUUAGGUUUAAUAAAAUUAGUAAAUCAAAUAAUUUAACAUAUUAAUAAAGAUAUCGAUAGUUAACAUGAUAACGCAAAACAAACGAAAAGCCAUUAAUAAGUGGUUUUAGGGAAAAGAGUAUGAGAUUUAUGGAGAUUAAUAUUUCGGAGAAAAUCUUUUCGGGUUUUGCAUUAUUAUAAAUAUAUAAAAUAUUAAAAGUACAGAAAACUGUUUAUUUAAAAUAAUACUGAUAAAUAAAUUUGCCUCCAAAAUAUUGUUGUCUAGAGUCUAUACAUGGGUAUUUUAACUCAUAGGUGUGCGCAGAAUAUUUUCACAAGGUGUGCCAUUAAGAAAAUGGGUCAUUAUUCUCUAAGCUACUCCCCCCCCCCUUAAAAAAAUAAGAUAGCGAAUGCAGAAUUUAAAUUAAUUAAAAAUUAUACUGUUUACUACAAAUGUAAAAUAUAGUUAUUUUACGAAAAUAUUAUUAUAUUAUUUUUCAACAUAUAGAAAAUCUAAAAAAAAUGACCCGAUUGUUUUUUAAUUAAUUAUUUCGUUACUAAAAUGUAUAAAAGUUAAUAUUGUAUUUAUUAUGGUAAACCUUAAAUCUAAGGCAUUGAUAAAUAAUAACAUAGUUAAUGGUUGCUAGUUGAUGGGUGUGUUUACGGUCUUAGAGGAUAUCUUCUAAGACAGUAAGUCUGUUUAUGUGUGGGGCUCGGUAAAUUCCAACACGAACUAUAACAGGUGAGCAGAUGAAUAUGUAAGUUCCGAUACGAAAAAAAAAUACCCGCACGUAACUUCCAAUACGAAAAAAAAAUACCUAUACAUGAAUUACUACACGCAUGGAAAUAAUAAUUUUUAUACGGACCAUUUAAAUUUUUUACCGGAUAAAUCAUUCAAAACAUAUACUCAAUUAUUAAAAAAAAAUGAAUACAGUUUGAGUAAUCCCAAAUAAAUUUGUGUUAGACUUUGAGUUAUCAAUGCACCAAGCAAUUUUACAGCUACUUUGCCAACAGCACAAAUAUGGCGAUGCGUUUCCACUUGGGUCAAGCUUGGUACCGUAAAAUUCAAAGCUUGGGUUAUACCCAAGAAUUUAAUAAUACAAAAGUGGCUGGUAUAUAUUAUAUUUGGUUUACCAUUUCUCAAUCCAAUAGAAGUUGGAGAUUGUUUUGUAGAUAUUAUACUCAUGACUAAAAAACCAGAAAAUAAUAAAAAAAGUAAAUUCAUUUUGCGAUUAUUUAGUGACUAAUUACAUAAAGGAUAAUAGUACGUCCCCCCCCUUAGUACUUGGGCUAGUGAUACUUCUGAUAUAAGUCUUACAAUGAAUGCAUGUGAAAGUUUUCACUACGAAUUCAACUCAAAUUGUUAUCAUCAUCAUCCUAAUAUAUUUAAAAUAAUCGAAGUUUUAGUUGUAGAUAUAUUAUAUUCGUGUCAGAACUUACAUACUGGUUUAUUAUUUGUAAAUGUAAUAAUUUACGUAUGCAUACCUAUGGGUGACUUUUAUCUGUGAUAUCUCGUGUAGGAACUUACAUUCGAUCUUAUACGUAGAGAUUAGGCCACCGUCGUUAUCAUUUUGUUGUUAUAAAACACAGUUUGUUAUUUGAAUAAUUAUAUUAUUACUUAUCAUAUAAUACUAUAUAAGUAUUUAUAUUACAUUGUAUUAUAUUAAAAUCUAUGGUACCUUGAGCUUGAAAGAAAUCACAUCAUUGUAAAACUAAUACAUUUCUCGCUUUACUUGUAGUUAAAAAUUGUCUCUUAAUUUCCGGGAAGUCAUGUUAUAGUAUACAAAUGAUUUAAAAAUGCACAUAAAACAUACAAAUUUGUAAACAGUAAAAAUUAUUUAAAAUUUUAAAACAAUGUAUAAUUAUUGAAUAAUAAAUAAUACUCAAUAAUUAAUAUAAAUAAAAUUUAAAAAAAUAUAUUAUUCAAGUUAUAUUUAAUAAAUAAUUAAUUAUAAUUAAACAUUUUAAUCAAUUUCUUAUUUUUUAUUGGAUUUUGGUAAAUCUAAUAAAUUUGUAGAUAUCCGUUUUGAAGGUAAUAAAGACAUAAAUAAAUAUCUCUAUUUGUCAUAAAUGGUAGAAUUAUUUUUUAAAUAAACAUUAUUUCAAAUUUUUAGCUGUUUACACAAUUUUUUUGGAUGCCUAUUUGAACUGAACUUGACAAACAUAUUCAAAAUGUUUCAACAUUUUAUUUAUAUUAAGUAUUAUUACAUUAGUUAUAAUCGCACUACACAAAUUGUUAUAAAAUUUGAAAUAAUUUACUAUGUGAAUUUAAAAUAAUUUGUACAACCAUAGACUCAUAUAUCUAGAUGAAACAUUUACCAUAAAAAACGUUCUGAUGGAUGAAGUUUCAUUUCGAGGACAAAAACACGUGAGAUAUAAUUGGCCAUCCUCGGAGUGUAAAUCUAAUUUUUCUUACACUAGACUUUGUGAGAUAGCCUAUUUCUCUUGAUCCGUUCAGACCAAUCAUGCCUCCCAGUCCUCGGGGUGAAUGUUCCGUCUAGAUAUAUAAAUCUAUGACUAUAACAUGAAAGUAAAAUAUGAAAAUACGAGUAUAAUUAUUCAGAUAACAAAUGUUGUUUUUGAUAACAACAAAAUGAUAACGUCGGUGGUUUGAUCCGAGGCUUAUAGAUACUAUAGAACCUAUCUAUAAACCUUGGGUUUAAUCGACUACUGAAAAAAAGCUGUAAAAACAGAUUGUUAGUAGUAGAUCAAAACAGCUGAUUUCUGGAUUAAAUUCUGUUGUAACAAAAUUAAUAUAUUAUUACUUAUGGGUGGGCAACCAUAUUAUCUUAAAUCGUGGUACAUACAGACCCCCAGUUGAUUUGAUUUAUCGGUUACUUAAUGACAAUUAGACAUGCUUGUUGAGGUGAGCAAAAUAAAGCCUAGAAUGAGUAAAUUUCGAUUUCAGCCUAUGGGCUACAAUGUGCACAUUUGGCACAUCCCGUGUGCACGACUAUUCUUGUUCUGUCUGGAUGUGUUUUUUACCAGUGAAAAUUACCGAUAUAAUGUCUUCUUAAAAAGAUUUUCUUUACUUUUCAAAACUAAAUUAAUUCAGCUACUUAUUUGAAUUAAUAACUGAGCAUGACCUGUUUUUUACUCAAAAACAUUCUUAACAAGGCUUUUUGAGUCUCUUACCAUGUAAAGUGGUUAGAUUUCGAUCGUUUUUUUUUUUUUGAAAGAUAGAUUCUUACAGAUUUUAAUUGUAUGUUCAAUACAUUGGACUUGAAUUUAAAAAAUUAUAUUUUCUAGCGGUAUAAUUAGGAUAUAAAUAUCACUAAUUUUAACAUUUUUUAACUUAUUUUUGUGGCUUAUGGUCAAAUAAAGCAAAAUUAAAAUCCAAUGAGCUUUGAAAGAAGUUAUCCCCUUCUUAAAAAAAAAAAAUCUAUAUAGUAUGUAUAAUUAUUAUUUGUAAUAAUUUUUGUUUUAUUCAAUAUGUUUUUAAAUAACUAGUGUGCGCUACAGUUAAUAUAUUACAAUUUUAUUUAUUUAGGUGGGGAAAUUAAAAUUAAAAAUAAACGGACAUACUUCGCACAAUGGGUGGACAACUGUUGUAGGUGAAAAGUUGGGAAGGUAGAAGAAAAAUAUAUUGAAUAUCUGUAUGUAACGAUUAAUCAUUGCUAACGAAAAACAAUUAUGAGUGAAGGUCGGUUGUACAUGUAUUAAAAGGCCGUAAUAUUUACGAUUUAAAAAUCAUAUAUUUCGUAAAUUUAUACAUGUUUCCUACGUUUUUCCCAUUUAUUAUGAAAACCCCUAGAAAAAUCAAAAAUGUUCUCACUUCUGAAAUAGAUUUUUAGAAAAUUAUUGGUGUUUGAAAUUUUUGUUUUGGUAUGGUUUUUUAUUUUCUAUAAUUUUUUGAAGUUUUUAAAAAUGUUUAUAUUAUUGUGGUUGAUAAUCUAUAUUGUUAUAUUUAUAUUUAUUUUUUAGUUAAAGCACAUUAACACAUCAAAUGACAAGUGUUUUCUUGUCCACCAGUUAAUAUAAUACAAUAAUACUACUGACUAUUGUUGAAUAAUAAAAUAUUAAUAAUAUUACUAAUAAGUAUUAUUAUAAUCGAUUAUAAACAAUAAUAAUAUACACAUUUGCCAAAAUUUCAAAAAAAUAAAACACGAUACAAAAACAAAAAUUUCAACCACCAGCGAUUUUCUAAAAAUCUAUUUUACAAACAAACUAUUUUAAAUUUUUUUAAAACAAAUUAUAGUAAAAUUUAAAAUUUUUUUAUAUUAAAUUCCCUCUUCUAAAAAAAAUAGAAUUGUGUUACUUUAACUGUAACACAGAGACAUACUAAUUAUUUAGAAAAAUAUUUAAUGCAACAAAAAUUAUUUCAUGUGUUAAAUCAUCGUAGGACAUCCUGAGUAUAUAAAUUGGACGUUUUUACAAAGUAGAAAAGUUAACCCUGUAAACAAUGAGCAAAUUUUUGAGCAAAAAAAAAAAAAAAAAUUAGGUCAUAUGCAGAUUCCUUGAUAAACAAUUUAUAACUGAUUGAAUUAUUUUAUUAAGAAUAUUGUUAAGAUUUUUUUAGUUGUAAAUUUUAACAAAUUCUUAUUAGCACUUGUUAACAGUUUGUAAAAAAUAAUUAGUAGGACCCUAAAUAAAAAUAUCCUAUAAUAAUAAGGAUGCUCAAUUAUGAAUAAUAAAUUUAAAAAAAAUUAUCAAAAGCCUAUCAAAACUAAAAUUAACGAUUUGAAUUUUUAACUAAAAAAUAAUGAUAAAUAUAUUUAGUAUAUUAUACAUCGCGGUCUCGUUUUCAGGUAACAUUAAUUAUAGGAAUUCUAAAAUAUACACAUACAUUUAAAUUUUUCAACUCUUUCGUUUGUACCUAUAAUAUAAAAUACUAUUUUUGGCACUAGAUUUAAUUAGUCUUUUUUUCCAAGUAACUUUGAUGAAUAUUAUACAUUACCAGAGAUACAAUUGUCUAACAUUGGUGAAAACAUAUGUUUUGGAUUCUAAGGAAUGUGUUGGUUAUUAUUUUAUUAUAAAUAAUAUUUAUUUAUUUUAACUGUAAACCACUUUCCUAACAGAAAUCUUGCUCCGAUUUUCAAGUAUAGCUCAUUUUCUGAAAGGAAAUUUUAUGUAUUUGAUACUUUACUUUAGGAGUGUCUUAUUUUGAAUUUCCGAGAGGUUUUCAUAAUAAUUGGAAAAACCGAGGAAAAAUGGGUAUGUACGAAAUUAAUUAUUUUAAAUUUUGUUUUUUGUUGUAAUUAAGUUGAAAAUAUUUAUAGAGACUUGAAAUUUAGACAGAAAAUUUAUAUUUGCCUUUCGUAGACGUGAUUAAAUUUUCGAAAUAUUUCAGCCAUUUUUGAGCUAUUUAUAGACAUUUUAAUUUUACGAGUUCUUAAGUAAUUUUUAUUCGGUAGGUACUUCGUGAAUUAAAUUGUUAGACUCAACAAAACUGCUUUAAAAUUUAACAAGAAGUUAAAAAGUUCAUUAUAAGUCACACUUUGUGGUGAAAAAAGUGUAAAGUAGAAUAUUUUUUUAUAAGAGUUUUAAUAUCAAAUUUAGAUAAAAAUCAAAACAUUUAUAAUAGAACUCUACUCAGAAUAUUUUUUUGUUAGCAAAGAUUAAUCGUUGCAAACAGAAAUACAUUAAAUUCCCCUCUAUACCAUAUCUUUCCAACGUCUCACCUACAACAGUGGUCCACACAUCGUGCGAAGUAUAUCUAUCUUCUUUUUAUCGUUUUUUAAAAUAAUUCAAAACAUAUUAUUAUUAUACAUAUGGAUUAUCUACGUAUAUGUUAUUUUAUGACUAUCUUUACAAACAAUAUUUUUCUCAUAAAAAAGUAGUCUAAUUGCCAUACUUUUAAAUUUAUGAAUAUUAAAUUGUUUGGAAAAUCGAUAAAAAAAAAUUAUAUUUUUUAAUGAAGUAUAGAUGGCUUUUUGAGAUAAAAAAAAUUGUAUUGAUCAGCGUAUUUGAAAAAAAUACGACUAAUCAAUUAAUCUAGUUUCAAAAAUAGGUAUUUCUAUUUAAAAAAGAAAUUUGUAUUGCAUAGGCUCAUAUAAAAAUAAGGGUUAAAUAUUUCAAUAUUUUAUUACUCCCCAUCAUGUUCUGAAAACGGAAUUUAAAUCCAAGGUCAUAAAGCCAAAAUAUUUAGUUUAGCCUGGAAACAAGAACACACUGUAUAUUAUAAAUAAAGUAAGGUAUCAAAAAUAAAUUAAAUUAAGUCUUUUUACGAACACUGUUAAUAUUACGAUCAAGAAUAAUAAAAAAUAUUUUCAAAAUAAAAAAAACUAAAAUUGUUUAUAAUUUAGAACUAUUUUACUUAUAUAUACGUAAGAAAAAAAAUAUAAUUUGUUUAUAGACAUAAAUAAUACGGCUAAAUUAUUAUACACCAAUUUGAUAAAAGCUAUAGGUAUAUUAUAAAAACAAAGACAAGUUUUUUACUUUGAUUUGGUAUUAUAUUUUCAAUUUAUAAUACAUAAUGUAAAAAUACAGCACUGAUAAAAUAAUUAGAAAGUUUGCCCGCUUCCAUAUAGUGUUGCGCGAGCGUGGUUUUCUUAAUGAAAAUGCUUGUAGUAUGUGAUUGAGAUGAUGAUUGGCACACAGGUGACGUUUUGCAAAGCGGAAGCGUCGAGUACGGUCUCAACACUAGAGCUCAACUAACACAAAAUGUUACCAUUUCGUCACGUGAGUUUUGUAUAGUAGAAAAGCAAAAAAAAUUAACAAAAAAAAAAAAAAUUUGGACCUACGGUAAAUUAUUAUCGAUAAGUCUUAGUCAACAUAAUAUUAUAUUAUUAUGCAUGAAUAAUUAAUACCUAGCCAAGUUCAAAAUUCACGAUUGGCUGUCACCCAAUGGCCUAGAGACUGCUAUAUGGUCACGGUCCAUUCCAAAUAUAUUGAUCGCGUGAUGGGUCAUGUAGAAAACGAAAAUAUCGUUUAACGACCUAUAAUCCGGGCUAACACCCGAUGACGUUGAUAUAUAUUAUGAAUAGGACUUAGAUAUAUACCAUUAUUUUAGAUGAUACCGUCAGUGUGCUUCCAUCAUCAUCAAAGCUUAAUGUGGAAAAAAUAAAAAUCAACAACUUAUUAUGAUGAAAUCGUAUAUAUUGUAGAAUAACAACUAAUACAGUAACAAAGACGAAUCCAGCAUUUAUUUAUGGUCAGGGCAUUUACCAUAGGUGCAACUAGGGGGCUAGACUGUAAUUUUUCAUUCUUAUUUUUCGAAAUGUAUAGUUAUUGACACAAAAAUUAAGUGUUUUACUUCGAUUCUGUUUGCACUAAAGGAUUUAACGUAAAUUAUAAAUAGAUUUUUGGUCAUAUUAAAUUUAUUUUAGUAAUUGAACUAUGACUCGACAUAAAACAUAGUUAAUAUUACAUACCAAUAAAUAAUACAUAUAAAACAAGAUUAAAAGAUUUAUUUUUAUUUAUGGCUAUGGGAUCGAUAUUUGCUCUUAGUGUCUUUUCCCCUGGAUUCGCUCUUUACAGUAAUAUCAAAUGCAUGUAUGCUUAUUUGUUCGAUUUUACUUUAGAUUCUGUGUGUAGUUAUAGUUUUUUCUCUUUAGAAACUGCUUUUUAGUUACUUAUUUAAUAAAAAUGCUCCACAUUAUUCGCGUUGUGAUGUGGAUAUUUUUCAUCCGGUGAUAUCUUAUUUGAAAAAAAAGAAUCUAGAUUACCUAGAAUUUGUCUACACAGUUUAAAAAACUUACAUUAAAUAAAGAUGGUUCGGUUUUAUUUUAGUUGAUUUUUAAGUUACAUUAGCUACUACACAAAAAACACGAUUAAUAGUAGUUACGAUUACACUUUCACUCAGAAUCAUCUUUUAUUGUAAUUAUUUAUCAUUGGUUUCAGUGAACAAAUAUUAAAUUAACCUAUAUAUCCUAGUCCUUAUAAAUUUCUCACCCAUUAAAGUGGCCUACCUAUAGUACGAAGUACGUCCAGCUUUUUUAUAUUACCUUCUUAAUAAUAAUAAAACACUAAAAAAAAUGUUUCUCUUUUACAAAAUUAACGGACAAAAGGUCCGUCGUUGUCAUUAUUAUUGUGUAUCGAGUAUCGAGUGUCGACUGAGAUUUUAUAAUAAACUCAUAUAUACAUGUCGAUCGUUCCAGUUUUUCCGAAUAGCACUUGAACGAUGUCCGUUUAAAAUUAAAUAUGACCGGCCAUCUGGUCAGUUAAGUUAUACACCGCGCUGUUUGGCAUUUUGCCGCGAUGGUUUCGUCAUUGGCUUUCCUCAUUUCGGAUUUUUCGCGCUUUGGCUUCAACAGCGUCAUAAUAAUAAUGGAUCAACUUUAGAGCGGAAAAAAAUUGAUAAAAAUAACUUUUAAGUUUUAGUUGUCCGCCGUCCGCCCAUUCCGACGGUACCGUUAACUAGGUCGCUACAGUAUUCGUCUUUCUUUGUAAUUUCCAAAAUAAUACAAUUUAAAUAAUCAUAGCAUUAUAUAAAAUAACAUAACGAAACGAUACGUGACGUAGGUAUUAUUUGUUGCCAUUAUGUGUAAACGAAGGUUUUGCUGUUGUUGCUGUUUUAAAAAACAAAAAGAAGAAUAUCUUCCAGGUCAGAAAAAAAAUUUAUUUAUAAUGUUUGCAAAAAUACGAACGAUAAUUAUAAUUUUUACCCAACUAGGCGACUGUACCUACUCAAAAACAAAAUGUACAAUAAAACCUUUUCUAUUUAACUUUGUAAAAGAAAGUUAAAAUAUUAGCUGCUUGUCUUUAUAGUUUUGCACAGUAAAACGAUACUCUACAAUGUAAAAAUAAAUCAUAUAAAUUAUUACAUUAUUUGAAUAUAAUUUAAUUUCUAAAAAUCUAAGAUUUAGUAGAAAUAACAAAUAUAUAAAUAGAUUAUUUCAUAAAUAGAUUUUAGAAUUGUUCAACUGAUUAUUUAGAAAAAAGAUUUUACUAACUCGAAAUAAUUUUUAAUAAAACAAACCCUAUCAAAAAGCUCUAAAAUCGAAUGCGUACUGUUAUUAAAAUUAAAAUUCGAAAUUCAGACUGUAAUGUAGCUUCAAUGCAAUAAUUAUCAUGAAAUUUAAAACAAAUUUUCCAGUUACAUAACCUCAAAGGGCACUGAACAUCGACAUCACUUAUUUUUUUUUUAUAUGAUUUCUGUUCAGAUUUAUAGUAACAAUUAUUAAAAUUAUGAUUUACUUAUUUCGAAUUUCAAUAUAUUAUACUUCAUGCGUUUAUAAUAGUUAAAACAUAAAACAAAAUAGUACAAAUUUUAAGAAACCUCAUACAAUUUUUACGAUUUAUGUUUUCUACCGGGAAUAUCACUCCAACAGUAAAACUACAAUGAACCUUUUCGUUAAAUUUUUAAUCUAUUUGCUGAUCAAAAAAUCGUAUUCUGAUUUUCUUUAAAGUUUUCAAAUAAAUUAGCAAAACCAAAAAAAAAACGUAGAAAGAGCGGGAAAAUUUACGAAAAUAAUAGUUUUAUUGUGUUAAAUUUUGUUUAUUUUUUUUUGUUGUAAUUCAGUUAAAAAUAUUCGCAGAGAUUUGAAAUUUUGACAGAAAACUUAUAUUUGCUUUUUUUGGAUGUGAUAAAAAUGUUAAAAACAUUUAAGCUAGUUUUGAGCUAUUAAUAGAUUUUUAAAUUUACUAGUUUUAAGUAAUUUUUAUUUGGUAGGUACUCUGUGGUUACGGAUCAAAAUUGUUUGACCAAACAGAAAUGCUUGAUAAUUUAACAGGAGGUUUAUUAUAAGUUGUACUUUUUGGUUUAAAAAAAAAGGUUGAGUGUAAUGUAGCAUUUUAUAUUUUUUUUAUAAGAGUUUUAAUAUAAAAUUUUAACGAACAUCCUAAAUAUUAGAGCCUUUCAAAACGUAUGUACAACCGAACUUCGCUCAUCCGAAUCGUUUUUCGUUAGCAAUGUUUUAUCAUUGCUUAGAGAUAUAAAUUAAAUAACUUUAUGCACCCAACCUUCCCAACUUUCCAUCUACAACAGUGUAACAUCCAUCCCAUAUGUAUCAACUCUUUUAAUUUUAAUUACAACCGUAAGGACAUGUUUUAAAGACAAUUUAGGUACUUACCAAAUCAUUUUUUCGAGUACAAUUCAAUUCCAUUGUUUUCUCCUGAAAUAGUUUAAAAAUACAAUUCGAGCUGUUAUUAAUAUCAUUUAGAGUACUAUAAUUUUUUGGAAAUUAUUCAAAUUUUAUGUAUAAUAGUAUUAUGUUAACCUAUAUAGUAUGUAUGCUGUUAUUAGACUUAUAAGGUGUAACCGAAUAUAUCUAUUAAAUAAUACAUUAUGUCAAAUGAAGAACAAUUGGAAAUAAAAAACAAGUUAUUGCGUAUAUUAUAUAAUAUUUAGUCAAAGCAUGACGAAUACCUAUUUUAUUUUUAAAAGCAUGUACUUUUUUUGAAACCCAUAACACAUAUUUUUUAGUUUUAAAAGCAUAUUUUAUUAUUAUAGUUCUGUCGUAUUAUUUCGUUUAAUUUGUACAAUAUUUAAAAUUACUCGUAUUGAAAUAAAAUAAUGUUAUUAUUGAACAGGAGAAGAAACCAUGAUAAACGAACAAUCGUACAGGUAUUUGACCGGCGAGGAGAUGAAAGGUUUCGGUGACGACUCGGCUCCAAUAGACGUUACUAGGGACGAGAGAUGUGACGUGAAUACCGGUAAACGAGUUUAUAUUGCACUAUAAUAGUAUUUUGAAUACGAAAAUUGGUGGCAGUGUAUAUAGGAAAUAUAAUAUUAAUUUGAAAUACUUUUGUUUACGUCCACCAGUACCCCCUACGAUAAUCGACGACGCCAUCAGCCCGCAAACCGUUUACGAUAGUUACAGCGGACCCGUGGAUAAUAUUGACAUUAUUAAAUAUCCACCUCAUGUCGGGUAAGUACCUCGUAAUAUUAUAUUUUAGUAGUCGUCAUGACGAUUUUCUAUAUCACAAUAGGCGUGUUUUGGCGAUGCGGGUUUGAGCAGUCUAGGUACUAUACCUAAUAUAGUUUAGCGAACAAACUAUUUUAGUGAAUAACAAUAUUGUUUAGUGCAAUAAAUUGUUUGAUAACCCAAUGUAUUUUCGAGAACCCGGUUGCCGGAAUCCGCCAAUAAUAAAAACUACGUUUACCAUCUUCGGUUAUUGCUUAUCAAUCAUUGAUAGAAUACUAUACAGUGAUAUUAAAACGUAUUGACGAUAUUGCUAUCUAGUACCAAACUAUGCUGUCAACUAUUUUAUGAAAACUGCAUCGUGAAAACACGCCAAAUAUUAUCGGCUAACGAAAAUAACAUAACUUUUAUAUUGUCUAACAAAAUAUUGUUUAUUGUUUCAAUGCGUUUCUUCUGGACAGACGUUUGCAAUGGAAAACGUAAGGCUUUUUUUUAUGAGUACUAACCAUGUUUUUUUUUUUUUUUUUUGUAUAUAGAAUUUCCGAAUUCCGAUAUGUUUUAUAAGAACCUAUAUAGAUGUAAUAAUAGUGUAGCGGAACGUGUUAUUAUAAUAAAUAGUUGAAUAGAAUAAUGUAAUAAUGUUAUAGAUAAAUAGAUAAUGUACCGAACGUUAGAUUAAAAUAUCGACUUUGUUUGGUACUACGUAAUCCAUAGUUUUUCGAAAUAUAUCAGUACUAACCGAAAUCUAUAACGCGUCCGAUGGAAUUACAGAUUUUUGGUCAGUUUCUUGGUAGACGCUCGUGGUGGUGCGAUGCGCGGAUGCCGACACAGUGGCGUCCGCGUGAUAGUGCCUCCCCGACGAGCUUCAAUGCCCACCCGAGUGACUUGCCGAUAUUUAAGACGUGAAAAACUCAUACAUCCACCACCGCUGAUGGAAGGCGAAUCGCUAGCCAGCAGAAUACUCGAACUAGGUCCCGUGGGGGCGAAAUUUUUAGGGUAAAACGCGUUAUAUUUGUAAACGGCCAUAAUUCGACGUCGCGAGAUUUUGACUAUAUUCUUAUUUUUCCUUUAUUGUCUGUAGACCGGUCAUGAUCGAAGUACCGAAUUUCGGAUCACUCCGCGGGUGCGAAAGAGAAAUCGUCGUUCUCAGAUCAGAUAAUGGCGAGACGUGGAGGGAACAUACGGUUGAAGUGACCGACGAAGUCGUCAAGGACAUACUAGGAGCAAAUUUCGAUAAAGAAGGUAUGUCAUAUACCGAAUGUAAAGAAUUUUAUGUUACAAUAUUUUUAACACUUUUAAUAUAAUUUUCUUUUACACUAUUUGAUAAAAAUGUUUUAUUAUAUAUAAUUCUCUAUUUUAUAUAUUUAUAAGAGAAAAUUGCUGUAAUAUAAAAUUCUGUACACUCUUUAUAUCAUGAAAUUAUAAUUAUAGUUAAUAUAUCUAAACGAAAUGUCAUAAGCUUUUAUUAUAUUCCCGUUAGAUUCUAGUAUAUUGUGCAAUAUAAUGUUAUUCAAACGAGACAAAAAUACAAGACAAAUUCUGAUAAAUAGAUUUGAAUAAAAGUUUAAUGUAAAACACUUAACCUGUUAUGGUUUUUUUUUUUUUUUAAAUAAGUGAUUUAGGUAAUUAUUAAUGUCCGGCGACAUUGUUGACGGACAUAAUGUUUACGUUAAAUUGAUUUUGAAAAAAAUACUAUGGCCGGAAUCGUCAAGAGACAAUCCAGUCUAGGGUCUGGGUUUUUUUUUGUAGAGAAUGGCAUAGUUAAAGAAAACAAAACAAUAAUAAUUAAUACGUUUUGCAGACCGUGACCCAUGGCAUUCCGGUAACCGCCUGACCAGGAUCGUGACCACGGAGUUCCCCCACUAUUUUGCCAUCGUGUCGCGAGUCAAACAAGAAGUGCACGCGAUUGGGCCUGAGGGAGGCAUGGUUUCGUCGACAGUGGUGCCACAGGUGCAGGCGGUAUUCCCGCAGGGGGCGCUCACCAAGCGCAUUAAAGUCGGCCUACAGGUAAACUUGUUUAAACCGCGAAGAAAUGUGGCUAGCACGUGCCUAAAGAAAAUCUCCGUUAACCACGUGCCGAAAAAAAAAAGGUUUUCGUUGAUGUGGUAAAUACCUAGUUCACACACCUGACGUUUGCAUAAUGGUGGUGGUCGAUGUUUGUUGGUGGUGUCUAUUACUUUUGAAAGAUUAACAUUUACCUAUCUGAAAAGACAAUAAGAAAUCGAUUGAAAAAAAAAAACGCUAAUACCUACUCAAUAAUUUUUUUUACCCAACGCUUCCAACACACUCACACAUUGCGCAUAACAAACAAACAAUAUUGAGUAAUAUUAUAUUUAUUUUAAUCGUUGUCUUUUUUUUUUAUACAUCUCCUAAUGUUUCUAGUCACUAAUCUUAAUAUAUACUAUCUUAAUGUAUAUUAUUAUCUAGUCAAUUCCCUACCUCCUUGGUAAUUUUUUUACCAUUAAGUAUAUAUUUUUCUUGUGAUUAAACGGUUAUAAUAUAUAGCUAUUUAUUUAAAUAGCUCAGACCGUGAUAUGUAUUAUAUAAUCAAAUUACCGUAGAUUUUUUUUCGAACAAAUACCUAUUCUUAAAAAAUAUUUUAAAUACAUCGGUAGGUACUUAAUUUAACUAUACCUUACACUAUUUAACAUUCGAUAUAUUAUUUAUAUAUUUUCAAACUUUUGCAUACUCUAUAAUAUUAUACAUCACGAAAUAUUAUUAUGUACGAUGAAGUUCGGUUUUUGACGGCACGUUUCGGACGGAUGCCAAGAGCUUCAUUACAUACUGCAAUGCUGCAGCUGAAUAGUGUAGAAUAUAAUAAUAAUUUAACAGUUAUUACUCUAAACAUCCAAUCCUGUGUACUCAUAUAUAAUAUUAUGAAAUAUUUUUUUUUUCAUCACAAUAAUAAUUAUUGUAAAUUUAUUUUUUUAAAUUAAGUUAUAUACUUAUUAGCUAUAAUAUCAUUUUACUCACAGAUAUUGUAUACGAUAUUAGCACGAUUUUAUUAUUAUUAUUACUACUACUACUACUAUUAUUAUUAUUAUUAUUAUUAUUAUUAUUAUUUUAAUAAUGUUUUAUUUAUUAUUUUUUAAACACAUUUUUAAUUUAAUUUUUUUUUUUUUAUUUUAAAUGCCCAAUAAAUAUAGUAUAUAAAUACUUUUUUUUAUCAAACUAACAUGUUUUCUUUUUUUGAUUUCAAUUUCUUUCGAGCUCAGAUAGUUUUAUUUUUUAUGUCUAACAUAAUAUGUAACUUAAAUGCAAUAUAUACAAAUUAUAAUAUACCUAGAUAUAUUAAAUUUGUUUAUAUCGAUUCACAAUUUACUGAAAAAAAUAAAAUAUAUAUAUAUAAUAUAUAAUUCGUGUCAAAUAAAACUGUUUGAGUCAAGCCUUAAUCUCAGUUCAGUCCUUUGGUUCCAGCUAACCGAAUACGAUAAUUGAUGUCGUAUUAAAAAAUAUAUAAUAUAUAUAUUUAUAAUAACAAUAAUCGGAUCACUAGUAAAGUAACUAAUAAUAAUCACUAAACAAUAAUAAUAAUAUUAUGACAUUUAUUAAAAGCUACUAUUUAUUGGGCCAUCAUUUUGUUUAGUAUAUUACGAUUUAUUUUAUUUUUUUCUUACCUAGUGCAUACCCGAUUUUGUUUUGCUUUACCAUCAUAACAAUACACUGCUUUUGGAAUACACACAAUGCUUAUAAUUUAUGUAUGAAAACUACUUGCUAACCAGCGAAUAUCACCGACAAACACGACGGUGGCACGCCGUAUUCUUGGCCAAACGAUGUACAUUCAAAAACAUCAUUAUUUGUGAUCAAUUAUUAUUAUUACCUACUUGUAUUAUAAUUUUGAUGGCCCUCGUUUAGUAAUAAUAUGUACCUGGUGUAUGGGUUCAAGUCACAUUUCGACAGGCGGUACCUAUCUAUACAAUCAGAUAAUAUCUUUUUCCGACGAUUUAAAACAUAUAAUUCAGUUCAUAUAUAAUAUAGUAAUUGUCCGCAAUGAAUAGUAUUAUAAUAUGAGCUUUUUACGCAAUGAAUAAAAUGAGAAUAAAGAAGACGACCUAGAAUAAUGGGGAUGGUGCAGCCAAUGUUGUAGGUAAUUUAAUGUAUGCAUGUAAACAACAAUAAACCAUUGCUAACGAAAAAAUGAUCCUGAGCGGAGUUCAGUUGAUAGUGAUGCUUUGUUAUAAAUACAUAUGUCAUAUUAUAAUAUAUGAAAUAAUUAAAUACCGAUUUUUCCGUUUUUCCUAAAUUUUUCCCGGUUUUUCAAAUUUAUUGGGAAAACUCUUGGGGAAUCAAAAACACGACCUCCUUAAAGUACCUUCCCAGUCAAAUAUCCUUUCAGAAACAUUGCUUUUAUUGUAAAUCGAAGCCAAAUUGUUUAAGAAAAAAAAUCGUUAUAUUUUAGUAAUAUAUUUCGUAAAUUUUCCCGUUUUUUUUCUUCUUAUUUUUUCAAAUUUGAUGAGAAAAAUUUCGAUUUCAUUUCAGAAAAGGUGCUACAAUUAAAAAUCGAAGCAAGAUUUUUGGUAAAAAGUUGCGCACAGAUAAAAAAAAAUGUAAAAUUGUAAAAUCAUAAGCUUCUUCGCUCCAUUCAGAAUCUAAAUAUAAACUAAGUAAAAUAUAUACCUAUAAGAUGAGUCAACAUUUGAGUAUUAUUUAAUAAUACUCGUGUGUAGUUGUGUUCAAAAUGUCUCUAUGACGAUUGUUCAUCAAUGUUCUCUUUAAAAAGUAUCAUAUUAUAAUCUAAAAUAUUAACAUGAAAAAAAUGGCCAAGUAUUACAUUUUAACUACAUUAUGGUAACAACCGCCAAGUUGCCAAGUUUGUAAUAUUGUGUUAUAAAUAACAAUGUUGUCCGUAAAAUAUAACAUCAAUAUAAUACAUAAAUUCAAAACGACCUAUGUAUGAUAAAUCAGUAAAUAUUGUAGGUUCGGUUUACAAUAGUCAAUGAUAACAAAUUGUGGGUAUACACAUGUAGUACAGAUUAAUAAUAUUAUUGUAUACCCGUUUUGUCAAACAAAAACUUUGAGGGGGUGUUAUAACAUAUUUUCGACGCAAAUUCAGCAUUGAAUUAUCAUAAUUAAUCGAAUACUUAUUUACGUUAAAUUUAGUAUUUUAACCAUUCAAUACGGACGGAUAGUGACAAUUUUUCUCUCUCUCGCAAAGAACAUUAUUAUGUAUAUGUUUUUGAAUUUCUGAUAGAAAACGGUUAAAAACAGCAAUUUUCACCGGAAAAGGUGAGAUGUUUUUUUUGUCCGAUACGAAAACAGGCUACCUACGAGCCUGUUUUUGCGGUUCGUUUUUACGUCCGGAAAAAAAUGCUGAUAACCGCGGUAAAACACCGGAACCGCAUUAUUGAGACACGUCGGCGUACAUGCGACCGACUGCGCGUCAUUGAGGCAUUGAACGAUGAUCGGCGACCAACGUGCUAAUAUUAGUAACUUGUUCACGAAAUAACCCUAUACAGUCAAACCGUACACCGCCUAUAAUAAAAUUAGUAUCACGUUAUGAGUGAAACGAAAAACAAAAAGCUGAUACUGGGAAUGGGUGCCGCCACUGUUGUAGGUGGGAUUUGGGAAGGUACAGGAUACAUAAAGUUAUUUAAUUUACAUUUGUAAACAACGAUAAACCAUUCUUAAUGAAAAACGAUUUGGAGUGAAGUUCGGUUAUACAUGUUUUGAAAGGCCGUAAUAUUUAUGAUUUUCGUCAAAAUUUGAUAUUGUAAUUCAUAUUAAAAAAAUCAAAAUGCUACAUUACACUCAACUUUUUUUUACCACGAAAUAUAUCUCUAAGUAAUCAAUCUCCUGUUAAAUUAUUAAGCAUUUCUGUUUGAUCUAACAAUUUUAUACACAGAGUAUCUACCAAAUACAAAUUUCGUUCAAAAUUCGUAAAAUUAAAAUGUCUAUAAAUACCUCAAAAAUGGCUUAAAUGUUUUGAAAGUUGUACCACGUCCAAAAAAGGCAAAUAUAAGUUUUCUGUAAAAAUUUCAAAUUUCAACGAAUAUUUUAAACUAAAUUACAUAAAAAAAAAAAAAAAACACAAAUAAAUUAUUAUAAAAACCAUUUAUUUCUUUAAUUUUCCCGAUCUUUUUAUGUUUUGUUUCGGUUUUUCCUAACUGUUAAUAAAACUACAAAGAAAAUUAAAAACUCACAAAUUAAAUUUAAAAAAAAAAAAAAAUGUCUAGGCACUAUUUGAUAAAAGCAAUAUUUCUAAUUAGAAAACAUAGUUCGUAAAAAUUAAAAAAAACAAGUUGUUUCCGGUUUUUCCCAAUUACUUUGAAAAUCCCCAGGAAAAUAAAAAAAAUUACUAUUCUAAUACAUCAAUUAGACACAAAUUUCUUUCAGAAAAGGUGCUACACUAUAUCGGAUUAUAUAAGUACCCACAAAGUUUGUUAUAAAUCACCCGUUUAUGGCUCAAUUUAAAAGUAACCCAAAUAUCCCAAAUAAGAGAUUACCUAUAGCCUACCUAACACAUGAAUAGCUAAAAUAUGAUUUCAUCGCUAAAUAGUGAUUUCGAUACACUAAAAAAGAACUAAGUGUUUAGGCAUUUAAUUCAAAAUUUGUUGAUUUAAUUAAUUAGAAAUUUUUAUCAAGUAAGUGGCGAUAAUUAAGUACAUACAAUAAGAAGUUAUAGUUCUUUAAAUAUUUAUACGUUUUAAAAAAAAAAUUUAAUUUAAUUUUAGAGAAUUCGAAUCACAAAAUAUCAACUAUAAUUGCUAAACAUGUUCCUAAUAUUUGUUUAGUAAGUAUACUUACAAUGAAGUGUUUAAUGAUUUUGAAAAAAGUCUUUAUAUUUUAAAAGUAAUAAUUAAAACUUUUAUUAAUGCACUUGCAUAAGCCUGUAUUUUAUUUUUGUUUAUUAAAUGGGCUAGAGUUCUAUAUUAUAGGUGUAACGACUAUAAGGUAUACUUUUAAAAUUGAAAAAUAGUUAUUUUUUUGUAAUUUUAAUCUUAAAUGUAGAGUAAAAUAUCCCUUUUCAAAUACAUAUAGAAACUUUAAAUUUAAAUUAAUAAUAACUAUUAUAGAAUCUAUUUAAACUUUGUUUUUAAUCGAUUAAAGUUCAUUAAAUUUACAAGAAUUAUAAAAUAAAAACCAUUAUGUUUUUGAGUAGUAAAAAUGCUAUUUAUUCACGGUGUACCUUUAAUCUUUGGUUUAUUUUUCUCAGAAGUCACUUUUUUGCCGUGAAAAUUCGAAUGUUUUGUCCAGUGGUACUUUAGUUAAACAGUUUUUUAAGAUAACCGACAGUUUUUCUUGAAAAUUAAUAAAACAAAAAACAAAUGGUGGUACCUGUAUAAGUUUUAUUUUUGAGUAACUCUGACUAAAAUAGGAAAAUGAUACGACCUAUACUGGGUAUAACACAAACCAUAUUAUUUUUUGAGCCCAAUAGAAUAUUGAUUUUUGAUUUCAAUUAUUUAUUUCGUUGCAUUCAGCUUAUAAACUAAAUUACCAACCGUAUAUCUUAUUAUAUACCUUUACAACUUCCUACCAAAAACAGUGGGCAGAAUGGUGUGAAGAAUGCCUGGCUUUUUUUAACUACCUGUCUAUGUUUUAUCCUCUAAUGUUUUCUAAAUAAUACUGUAAUAGGUAAUAAUGCAUUGUUAUACACAUCAGAAAUCUCACCGGUAUAGUCAUGGCAUAUCGUAUCAUAGGAUAUUAAAUUGCACUACGUUGUGGUUGACACGUUGCGUCGCUUGUAAUCCGAACGUAUACCUAUAAUAUUGUAAAAAAUGCUAUCAGUCAGAGUAACAUCUAAAUAAUAAUUAUUGUGAAAUACAGGAUGUGAUGAAGACACAAACAAAAAAUAGAUUUAACCAGUUUAAUAUUAAUAUAAUAUAAUAUAUUUAAAGUAAAUUAUUCAACUGGCUUAAAUUUUUAAUGGUAGACUGAGUGGAAAGAGAAUCAUGCUGGUUCGAUACAAUAUUGGAUAUUCACAAACACGUAGCCAGGAUUUUUUUUGGGAGGUGGGGAUCUAAAUAUAAAAUUUAUCUUAUUUUUAAUUUUUUAAAUUUUUAAAAUAUCAAUAAUUGUCUGGGGAAAAAAAAUUAAAACGUAGUAUUGGGUAGAAAAUCAAAGUACGAUCUGAUUUUCGGAUGAGAAGCAUAAAUUUCGGGGAUGGGGAUUCAGAACUUAUAAACCCCCCUGGCUGCGUGCCUAGAUAUUUGUACUUGUCACAUCAAAUAAAACUACUCUUUUUUUCUUUUUUUCUAAACGAAAUGGACGGUGUACUAUAUACAUGAUAAUUUAUUAAGCGUGCUCAUCCUGUAUAAUGAUUUUUUUUUUUAAAUCUGAGCCAAUUAGUUUUUUAAAUAAUUUGAAAACAUAAUAAUUUUAUAACCACUGAAUUUCACGUAAGCAUUAUCGUUUUCAAUAUUUAUCACUGCGAUGAUGUUUAGGCGUUUCGUGGUAGAAAAAUAGUGUGACAUCAUAAUUAAGAAAUUAAGAUAUAUAUUUAUAUAUAUAUAAAUAUAUCGUUAUAUUUAACCUUAAAUUUUACUCUUAAAAAUUCGUUUAUAAUCGUUUUUAAAAUCGUAAUAUUUCUAAUUUAAAAAAAAUAAUAAAACAACGAGUAGGUAGUUUUAUUUACAGAUGCGCUGAGUACAAAUAUUAUAGAUCAGGUAUUUGAGACCGCGGUUUUGUUUUUAAAAAUACGUAUUUUCAUAUUUAUACGUUUGACCGCAUUUUUGUAUUCCGACAGGCCCAACCGAUUCCGCCCGAGUUAACGGCCAAGUUGUUGGGCAAUCGAGUGGCUGUUUCGCCAAUCGUCACUGUCGAACCGAGGAGACGAAAGUUCCACAAGCCAAUCACUUUAACGCUGCCCCUGCCGCAAGCUUCUUCAAAAGGAAUGAUAAACCAUUAUUCGGGCGACGCACCUACGCUUAGGCUCCUUUGCAGCAUCACAGGUAAUCUAAGGCCGUCCGAAAUAUGUAUAAAUUCGUUUUGUCUUUUUUCUUUCUAUAUUGGUAUCGAUGUUUAUCCAUAUACCUAUUACAUAAUAUCUCUGUUUUGUUUUGUUUUUAUUUUGGUCUAUUACUUCAGUCCUCGUCACUAUAUUAUCAUAUAAAAUCUAAUCGGUAUUUCUUUUGAUUUUUUCGUUCAUUAUUAAUUAUCAUAUAAUAAUUGGCAUAUACUUACCAAUUUUACUUAUACAUAUCAAACAAUAACACUAAAAAAACAAAACAAAACGUUACGAUUCAAGAACAUUGAUUUAUUUUAUAUGUAUAUUUUUUUAAUUUGUUUGUUUAUUUUUUUUUUUAUAAAUCAACUUUAUUUGAAAAUUUUCGAUUAAAAUCAUUUUUAUUUUUGGCUCUCACUGUUGCGUAACACGAUACUGCACUGUUUUGACAGGGUUGUUUCGGAAAAGAUCUCGCAAAGGUAAAGACUUAUAUUAUAGAAAUCAAAUAAAUAAUAAGAAAUGAUUUCACUUGAUAUUUUUUUUUUUUUCUUAAUGUCACCCUCGUUUAUUUUUUGUUUAUUUCUUCAAGCUGACGCUAUUUUAUUAUUACUUUCAUUACUAUUAUUAUUGUUAUUAUAUUAGGUAUAUAUAUAUAUAUAUGUUUAAUUUUUAUAAUUGAGAUUAAACCACAUCUCUAAAUAUACAACUCAAGUGUUUUUGAUCACGAUAACUUUUCAUAUCAUUUGGUUACCUUAAAAUAUACAUUUAAUCGACAUACACAUAUUAUAUUAUAUAUAUAUAUAAUUUUUUUUAUAUUAAACUACACUAUUUUUUUAUAUUUUGGUAGCGGUAGUGGGCACGAGCAUUUGUUUUUCUUUUCUUUCUUUUUUUUUAAUUUUUGUAUUUUUAUUCGACACAAAUAUCUAUUUUUGAAUGUGAUUCAUUCGAUAACACAUUACCUUAAUAAAUUUCCCUUUUUUUUGUACUUUCAAAUGGUUAAUGCACUCAUUGCUCAUAUACAUAUAUAUAUAGAUAUAUAUAAUAUAUAUUUGAAAAAUAUAAUAAUAUAUAUAUUAUAUUAAAAAAAAUACGUACCAAUAAAUUUGUCUAAUGAUAUAUUUUAACGAUUAAGACACGUGAUCUUUUCUGAAACAAAAUCAUUAACUUAAGCUUAAACGAAUAAACAAAUAAAAUAACACAAUAGUUUUCGCUUUGCUUAACAACUUGUAGUUUUAAGUUCGCUUUGUACAUGAUGUGGAAUGAGUUAUGUGUGGUAGAAAGAUUGGCUUUUGUGGACCUCACCCGAGUUAACUAAAAUUUUCUGUGACUUAAUUAUAAUAAUAACGUCUAUAUUACCGAAUUAAAAAUAAAAAAAUCAUUUUUCACUACACAAUGAAAUAGUUUAAUUGUGUGUGAAGUUCUUUAUCGUAUAUAUAUAUUUCAUUAUUAUAGGAGGAACGUCUAGGGCACAAUGGGAAGACGUCACUGGCUCAACGCCUCUCACGUUUAUCAACGAUUGCGUUUCGUUUACUACGACGGUAUCUGCUCGAUUUUGGCUGAUGGACUGUCGGAAUGUGGCGGAUGCGUCUAAAAUGGCCACUGAACUAUAUCGGGAAGCAAUACACGUACCGUUCAUGGCCAAGUAUACAGAAAAAAAAAUUGAUGUCCCAGAAAACAAUAUUAGAAAGUUGAAAACUGACUAUUGUCGUUUUUUUUUUUUUUAGAUUCGUAGUGUUUGCCAAACGAACGGAUACAAACGAAGUUCGUAUUAGAUUGUUCUGUAUGACUGACGAUAGGGAAGACAAAACCUUGGAACAUAAAGAACAAUUCACCGAAGUUUCUAACAGUAGGGAUGUCGAAGUAUGUCACAGUGAUAGUAAUACGUAUGUCGUAUAUAUAAAUGUCAUUUUAUUUAUUUUUAAUCAUAUAGGUGCUUGAAGGUAAACACGUAUACGUAGAGUUUGCAGGAAAUUUGGUACCAGUCACCAAAUCCGGCGAACAGCUACGACUAGUUGUUCGGGCGUUCAAAGAAAAUAGAUUACCGUUCACAAUGCGUGUUAAAGACCCUAAUGCCAAUCCCCAUUCUUGGACUAUUAUAAUGAAAGAACCAAAAGUAUGUGAUUGUAAUGACAAAAAAAUUAAAUGACAUACAAUUAAAAUAAUUGAUAUUAUUGAUAUUGUAUAUCUGUGAAUCGUUUGUACAGGUUUCUAAAAAUGAACCCGCGCAAAACCCAGUUUGUGUUUUGGAAUUUGGAUUACCCGAAAAUAUUGUACCUGAAACAGACGUAAAAGAAGACAAACAUUACAAUUACACAUAUACUCACGAUUCAAGUAAAUACAAAUAAAAUAAACUGUUUUGUUUAUUAAUUAUUUUUUCUAUUUUAUAGACAUCGAGUCUCAUAAACGUCCUGAAUUGAGAAUAACUGAUAUUAGUAAUUUCGUUUCCGACGACUGGAUAAACUUGGCACAUGAAUUAGGUUUUCAAUCUACCGAUAUUGCUCAAAUUCAGAAUGAAUACCCGGAGAGUAGCGGUCAACAAUGUAUGAGUAUGCUGAACUUAUGGAUGAACGAAGUAUCUGGACAGGAUUCAGGUUGGAGUUAUUUUAAUUUUCAUUUAUUAUGCAAAAAGGCAGUUUAAAAUAUUUCAAGCAAAUACAAUUGAUAACUUAAAUAACAUAUAAAAAAAUGCAAGAGACACACAAAUAAAAAUAUAUAAUAUUGAUUAAGAUUAAUGAAUAAUGCGAGACGUAAGGUAUUAAACGUUAUUUGUAACUCUAAACAUUUGGUACAAUAUAUAGCUGUGACCAUAGUGGUUUUAUGUACUGGUAUAUAAAAUUGAUAUUGAGCUCUGAAGACAUGAAUUGGGAUUCUUAAAGGUAUAAGUACAAAGAGAUCAGGGACAUCGAGUGAACCAUCUAAGAGAGCAAUAGAGCAUAUUAUAAAGCGGGUGGUUGGCAUGUGAAUAUUUAGGGCCUGUCUUAAGUUGAAAUAAUCAGAGAGUGUAUGUAGAAUAUUCAAUUUUUAGGAGCGUAAUUUAAAAAUUAUUUUUUUAAUAUGUCAUGUUUUAUUAUCAAACGAUUGUGUGCCUUUAAUGUUACUCUCGUUUGUACACUAAAUACUUGUUAAAUAAAUAUUUAAAAAAAGGUAACGGUUUUAAUCUAUAGAUAUUGGAUAUUUAUUUAUUUAUUUUAAGUCUAUAUUUAGUAAAUAAGUAACUAAAUUAUUACCUAAAUAUUAUAAUAUAUUUUUUUAAUACUUUGUAGUAAUUAUAUACUAUAAUAGGAUUUAUUAUUUUUUUUUUUAAUAAUAUAUUUACAUUAAAAAUAAUUGAGUUUGGUUGAACAGUUACAGCUUUAGAAAGAGCUUUGAACAAUAUUGGUCGAUCCGAUGUAGUAGCAAAGUGUAAUUUUGCGGAAAUUGGUCACUAUCCUUCGCAAAAUGGCGUUAGAACCAAUAUAGAAAAACGCGAAAGUAAUUCAAUAAUUGUUAUUUCAACACAUAGAUACGCGAAUAAGUAUAACAUAAUACUCUCGUUUAGGUUAUCAAUUGUCGGAUGAUAAAUACGCGGCUGAAGAGAAGGCGGUCGUCGAAGAUGAAAUCACCAAAACUGUGACCGAAAGACGAAUGGAAAUCGAACAAAGGUUAACUGGCGAGCCGGUCGUUAUUGAGAAAAAACAAGAACCGCUUGUUAGAGACGACACAGUCCAAGGGGUAGCGUCCAAGCCUGCGGACGUCCCGACUGAACCAAUCGAACCUACAGAAGUAUCGUUUGAACACAAACGCAUGUCAUUUGAGAGAGGCGUUUCUAUUGAACAGGUGCUCCAAGAAGAUAUUCCAGUUAAAGAAAAAUUGGUCCUGUCUGAAGAAAAAAAGAUGACGUCGAUCGAAGAAUAUAAGUCUAUAGAUGCGGACGUAGACGCGACAAGUUUGACAUUUCACGAAAAAAGGUUAUCGUUCGAACAAGGUAUACCAGUAAAGGAAAUUAUACAGAAAAAGACUGAGGAAAUCGUCCCAGAGUUCACUGAAUACAUCAGAGAACAUGAAAAAGAAUCAGAAUCAAUAAACGAAACAGAAUUGCUGAUUACAAAAAGAAAUACAACUUCGAUUGAAGGUAAACAAUUAGAGUUUAUUAUGGUAUUAAAUUUACUUAGUGAUUAUUCUUCACAAACAUUAAUGUAGAUACUAGAUAGAAAAGAAUGAGAUUAGUAUUAUAAGUAGGUAUCAAUAAUCAUGUUUACCCCCUCUCCUCCUAAAAUCAGUACUUGCGUCUAUCUAGAGUAAGAAUUACGGCAUUUUAAAUGUUUUUGUCAUGCACAUACAGAAUACAAAUAGUCAAAAGAUGUGGAUAAGAAGUGAAAAAUUAAAAUAACAAAUUUAAUAAUAAAAAAAAGUGCUAAUACUCAGAACGUGUGUCAUACUGUUAUAGAUGGGAAGAAAUUUAAAUGUCUAUAAAUAACUCAAAUAUUUUGAAAAUUUGAUCAUGUCUAGAUAAAGCAAAUAUGAAUUUUCUAUCAAAAUGUGAAGUUUCCACGAAUAUUUUAAACUGAAUUACAUUAAUAAAAAUAAUAAUAAAAUUCAAAAUAAUUUCAGAAUUAUUUUCGUAAACUUUCUUUUCAUUUCUACGUGUUUGCUCAAUUAUCAUUAAUAACUAUUAAAAAUUCAACAAAAAAAUCUCUAUUGUUUUUCUAUUUCCGGUAUAAAAUAUAAGUUUUAUAAAUUUAAAAUAAUGAAAUCGUUGUACCGUAAUUUGAAAAAAUGUUUAUAAUAAUUUAAUGCACAUUAGAGAAAAUAACAUGAUAAGAACAAGCUAUAAUUUUAUUAUUAUAUAUUAGUACAUUCAGUCACUAAAAAGUGCCUAUAUGUUUGACCGCAACAUAAAUGUGCACAGCUCGUCUAUUGAAUAGUUUGUAGGUCUAUGAUCUAUUAAUUAGUAUAAGGUUACAUUAAAUUUAGUUUUUUUUGUUGUAACUUUGUUAAAAAUAUCCGUAGAGACUUGACAUUUUCACAGAAUACUUAUAUUGUAUGUAUACAAUUGUUUAACAAAACAGAAAUGCUUGAAAGUUUAAUAUAAGGUUUAUUACAAGCUGUAUACUGAUUUCAAGGGACGCACUUAUUAAUUCAAUUGUUAUCUUUAACAGAUUUCCAGAUUUCCCUAACAUCAAAAUACUUGAUUUUUCUAAAAAUCGUGUUUUUGAGUUUAAAAUACCAAAAAUUUACAUUUUUAGAAUUUUUUUUUUUUCUUAGAAAUAGUACUAACUAUAUGCUUAAAAUGUUUGUGCAAUCAGAAUUCACCAAAAAGGUUAACCAUAUUACUACUAUUAUUUCUAAAAAAAAUUCCAAAAAUACAAAUUUUUCGUAUUUUUUUAAAAAAUCGAGCAUUUUGAAGUUUUUUGACCAUAACUUCCAAAUGAAGUUUGAGCGACUUUUUAGGAGAAUACCAUCAGAUCAAUCAUGCAAAAACACACAUAUUGGAAAAAAAAUAUACAAAAGAUCGCUUGGGAGCUAAACUGCUUUUACGCCACACAAAAUAACUAAAUAUAACUAAAAGUUCGUGGAUAUAUUAUAUCUAUAACCGUGAUCGUGGUUAAAGUGUAUGAUAUUUGUAUAAAAUAAAUAAUGAGGAAAUUGUUAUCAAUUUAUAUUGAAAUAAAAAAUUAUAAUACAUUUGUGUUCAAAUUCCAAUGUAUUUGUUAUUUCUACAAUUAAACCUAAAAACACAUUUUAAAACUUCGGACACAUAUUUGUAAUACAGGGAACACAAUUUGAUUUUCAGGGGAUACAAAGUGUGUCUGGGGACACAGUAUUUUAGGCCCUGCUUAGUGGUAAAAAAAAAAGACGUUGAUGGAAAUCGUACAAAUUACAAGAAAAAACAAAAGUAAAUUUAUUCUGAGUUCCAAUAAAUUUGACUAAAUCAAUUACCAAGGAACAAAACAGAAAUGCUCGUAUUUCCUAAAAAUGUAUUAAAUCAAAUCGAAUAUUACCGAGUUUGCGUCAAAACUGUCUUUGAAUUUAAAUACUGCCUAUAAACAUUAUAGAAAAUGUCCUAACCUCAACCGCAUCAAUUAAAGUUUAACUGCACUUUUAACUACCUAGGUACUUAUAGUAAAAAAUUAGAUUCUUUAUUCUAUUCCCCUGUAUCCUAGCAGAGGCAAUUUGGACAAGUCACCGUCGCCGUUUUGACGCCAAAAAAAUUACCUUAUUACGAUUUUAUUCGUAAUUACCAAUUACCAGUCAUUAUUUAUUUUGUAUUUUUUCCCUACAUUGUAUAAUACAAAUAAUUCAAUAAAUACAAAUUUUACUUCGCGAUGACUGCUUGUGCCUCUUGAACAAUUUGUUCACGCUCCCUUGUUUGGGAAACACUAUUCUAGUUCAUGGGUGAGGAGCUAAGCCUUUGAGCCUUUGACCAACAGUAAUCCAUGACAGCCGAUCAUUAUUACUAAAUUUACCCAUCAUUUCAUUAAUUAAUAAAAUUAUGGGUAAAUUAUGAAAUACAAUCAAUGUACCUACAUAUAGAUAUUAUUUUAGACUUUAAACUGUUUUUCUAUAAUUAUUAUGAUCAGUAAUAAUUUUAUUAGAUACACAAAUUUCUGAUACGAAAGUAGAACCUAGUCCUAGCAUUGAACUGACUAAGGACACAAACGAACAAAUAAGACGCGAUUCUUUAUUGUUUGAAGAAGUUUCUCAAGGUUUGGUGAAACUAGAUACGGCUGGCCCAAAAGUCGAAGACAAAUGUAAGUUGUAACAUUUUAUAUCAAUCUGUAAGUAAUAUAUAUAGUAUAAAGCUAUAAUGCUAUAUAUAUUAUAUCUAGGUAAACCUAUAAAAUAUAAUAUAAUAUCAUUAAACUAACGAUUUCUACAAACAUAAACUAUAUUUUUAAACAAUUUGUUUUUUGGUCAGCCGGACUACUAUCGCCUCAAUCAUCUAGAACACCUCCACCGAGCCCUGCAGAAUUCAAAGACACACAACAAAUUGAAACCACAGAAUUCCAGCCGGACAUUACUGAAAAAGAACAGCUUACAGGUAAGUGAGAACUAUUUUGUUUUGAACCGUUUAUUGAAUUUAAAGUGUACGAACCGCAAGCCGUAAACGUGUUUUGUUUUUUUUUCUUUUUUAAGCUAUUAUAUUGUUGAAACUUAAACACAUUAGGUAGGUAUAUGGAAAUAUGUAGGUCGUCAUGAGUUUAGGCAUCGUUUAAGGUUUCUUCUUAAAACAAUGGCUUCUUUCGUCGUUAACUAGAUAAUCACAUUACACUGAUAUAAAAAUAUCAAGGAAUGGAGGGAGUAACACACUAUAUUACACUUGUCGACCUGUGAAAGGAUUGUUUUGAACAGUUGGAAAUAACGCGUUUACAUAUAUACCGUAGGUAUUCGCAGGAUAUUAACUGAAAUUUAUAUCGCGCUCACUAUAUUUACCGUAAGUACCUAUAUAAACCUUUAGCUAUACAAACAUAGAUAUUUUCUUUUUUUGUAAAUUUAUUUUAAUAUUAUAAAGAAGAGAUCAAAGCAAUAACACGUCAUUAUAAAAAUAAUAUAAUUUCAUGAUAUUAAUUACCUAUAUUUUAUGUAUGUAUGAUUAGUAAGACAGAUGAAUUGAAUAAAACAAGUUAUUUUAAUCACUUUUAAGACAAAACUUGUGGCUUGCGGUCGUAUAUACACUUCAAUAUAAAUGAAAGUUUAAAUAGUUUCAAGUAAAAAAAUAACUAACAUAGCCUACAUGUGUUUGUGUAUGAGUGGCUUGAAUAUGUGAUAACUUAUCCUAAAUUUGUGUUGCAAAUAUUAAAUUUCUAAUAAAAUGUUACCAAAUUGUUUUUAUUUGGAAGUUUCAUAUUUAAUUUACUGAUUAUUUUUAAUAAACAAUUUAAAAAGAAUACGAUAAUCAUUUUCACUUUAUUAUAUAAAUAAUAAUUCAUACUUAAAAUUAUUUAUUUUUAUGAGAUUCUAUAUAAAAAUUUACAAAAUAUAAAAAUUAUUAAGAACUACUAUAAAAAUUAAGUUGUUUGCAGCACAAUAUUUCCUUUAAUCCCAUCCAUUCAAUCAUCAUUUAGUAAGGUUUUAUUCAUAACAAAUAAAAAUUGAAUCAAUAUAAUUCUUAUUGAUGUUUGAAUUUAUUACUUGAUUUAUAUUUUUAUGGCUUUCGCGGUUAAAAGGGAUAUUGGCUUUAUAUUUUCAAUACAUUAAAUAGCUUAGAUAACACCAAAAUAAUUAUUUUUGAUUUAUCUUCAAAGAACAUUUUAAAUUGUAUCAAGUCAAACAUACCCUUCUGUAAACCGCUUUUAUAUUAUGUAUUUUUGUAUUACUUUUCUGUUUUAACAAAUUUUAACAAUUUCUUUUACGGUGCUUUGAUUUUUGUUCUGUAAAAUGUAAUCAUAAAUAACAAGCCAAUUUCAUAAACAAAACUCACACAAAUUUUAACUCUGUAACUGGCUAUGCAUCUAUUAAAUAAGUUACACAAAUAGUAUUUAAGUUGUAAAAUAAUAUUGACAUUAUAAUAUUAUAUACAUUGUAGUGUACCAAUACCUAAUACAAAUGCUUUUAUGAAUAGUUUGAUUUUAAAUCAUUCAAAUACAGAAAUGGUCAAUAAUGUAUCGAUUAUUUUAAAAAAUCAAAUAGAAAUUAAUAAUUUAUAUAAUGUUAAUUUAUAAUUCAUUCAUUAAAUUCAAUAUUUAAGAAAUAUAAAUGCCCAUCUUUUUACCAUUACUCAAAUAUUUGUUUAGUAAGUGUAUAAUAUGUAAAAUUAAUAAAAUAAAUAUCUCUAUGAAACAAAUGACCAAAUUAGAGUGAUUAUAAGUUAAAAAUUGUUUUCUUGAAAUGUUUACAAAUAUAUUUAAGUCUAAAAUAUAAACUAUACACUUUGUUUUUCAUUGAAAAUCAAUGGCAUAUUAUGAAACUAAUCAAUAAAUAUAUUAUCUAAAGAAUAUUUACUAAACUAACUCUAGGAUAUAUUAAAUAUAAAAUUCAAAAUUAAACAAUUAUUACAACUAACAUGUUAUAAUGUAGAUGUUUGUAAUAGUGUUUAAAUAUAUUGAAAUUCAACUAAUUUAAAUUCAACAAGAUAAAAAUAAUGAUACUUUGUAAUUGAGUAUUUACAGUAGGUAUAAAUCUUAAAAAUUAAAUUUUAAAGAUAUAUGUAUACAAGUUACGUCUGAUAAGUGAACAAAAUUUAGUUAAAAAGUUAAAAUCAAAAAAGAUAUGUGUUCUAAAAUGAGUAGACACCCACUUAUUAUGAAACUAAAAUAUAAUAAUUUGUACUCAAACUGUGAAUAAAAACGCACCCUUUUUAUUGUGUAUUUUUUUAAUUUGUUGUGUAUAUCUUACUUAUAAUAGAUACAUUCAAAAUUAUUGAAAAAUGGUUUGGUUAAAUAAAUAAACCAAAUAUUUCUUUGAAUAUAUUUAUUGAAACAAAAUAAUUAUCUGAAAUAAAAUUUUACUCCACAAAAGUAUCUUAUAAUAAAAACAGAUACCUAUUAUUUCCACAUAAUACUAGUACCUAUGUAUUAUUAGUUAUCUGUAAAAUUGUGGAGUUUUACAGGUAGUGCUUUUAAUUCUAGAAUCUAAUAACCAUUGUUUUUUAAUAAACCAACAAAUUAAAACGUUUGAUAAUAAUGUUUUUUAUAAAAUAAGAUAGACGUUAUACUUAAUAAUGAAUUGUAUACUUACCUACUUUCAAACACGGAAUUCGAUGCUGGUUUAAAUAAAAAUGCGGAUAGGUACAUGCACACACUUCUCAUUCACGCAGUUAAACACAUACUUAGAUACACACACAAACACCCACCACACUAUACACACACGCACACAUACACACACACAUAUACACACACACACACACUCGUAGGCACACACAAAUACACACAAAAUAUAUAUAUAUAUAUAUUUUUUAAAGAAACUGAUAUUAAAAUUUUUGAGGUGCUAUUUAUUUUAAAAAUGGAUGUAAUAUAUUCAUUUAAUACUACUUAGAAUGGAAAAAUAUUUUUAAUUAAUUUGAAAUAAUAUUUUUAUUGACGAAUUCUUUAAUUAAGAAAAUACUCAUCGAAAUCAAAGCACCAUUGGCACACAAGAUAAUCAACAGAAAAGUGAGCAAACAAACCACAGUAUAUUAAUUGCACAUUCAAAUCGCUGACGCUACAUUGUUAAGUAGAACCUUGCUUGAGAAUGAAGAGCUAAAUAUUAUAUUGUCUCGCUUUCCGCGGUUAUCUAUUUACUUAAACUACUUACACACACUUACACACAAACACACACAACAUAAAACUUAAAUUUAUCAUUUCACGUCAAAUCCUUUGGAACAGUUUGUUAUGGACCGACUGGCUGUUUAAAUGUUAGAUAGUAGAAAAAUACAGAUAGUGAUACCUUGAUGAUUUUGGUCAUAGCAUCCUGGUCACAGGACAAUGACGACUUGUUGGACACUCACGGGUUUGGUGAACAUCUCAACGGCAUUGAGACCCCAAAUUUAACUAAACCAAAAAAUCUUAAGUCAUUGGCGGACAUUGAUGAAGAGUUUGAGGAACGUUCGGUUGUUUUACAUCCCUUUUUUGAUCAACCAAAAAAAGAAAUUUAUGAACAAGUACAAAUUAUUAAACGUUUAGACGAUUCUCCUGCAUUUGAUAGUCCGUUAACUGAUAAAAGUGUUUCCCACCAUGAUACUGGUAUAAGUUUAACUAGGGAAUAUUCUGAUACUCUAACUAGUUCUGGUCAAAAAACUAAGCCUAAACAUACGGAUACAGCAUUUGACGAAGAAGCAGAGCUUACAGAUGCUGGAUUAAGUCCGAUUCAACAGGAUGAGAUCGGACUUGCUGAAAAUGAAAUAAUAGAGUUGAAGAAAAAAAUCGGAAUGUAUGAUGCUGGAAACAGCCCGAUAAAAUUUAUGGAAUCUAUAGCAUUAUCACCUUUUGAAACAGUGACUAGUGACGUUGCUACUAUAACAGAUAAAGUGAAAACAUCUGAUGUAGCUAAUAGUCCAAUAGAAGCAAAUAAAGUUCAAAGAAACAUAGAUACAACAGUAGACGUCAAGAAAAUGAUAAUGCAAUUAGAGAAAUGUGGAAUAGGGAUGGAAAUUCAGUUAUCCGAUCAAUCGCCGAAACAGAAAAUACAGCCAACAGUAAAAACAUUAAUUUCAGAAAAUGUACAUCCUCAGGAGCAUUUAAAAAUCCAUAUUGAUGUUGAAAACAAAAAUAAAACAUAUAAAACAAUAAAUGUACAAUCAAAAUUGGACGAAGUUAUUGAAUCAGAAAAAUGUGUAUUAGAGCAUUUAGAAAAUAUAGAUACGCCAACACAAAAUAAUUUGGAACUAGAAUGUAAACUAUUGCAAAUUGUAAACAUUGAGACAAGUAUGUUACAAAAUAUUGAUCAAAUAUUAGAUAAACACGAUAGUAGUAAAGACAAUUCAAGUUUAGAGAAUAUAGAAGAAGAAAUCAUAUCACCUGAAAGGUCUAAAGAAAAAUCUAAAUUAUUAAAAACGUUGCAAACACAACCUAAAUAUAGUACAGAAGAUAUAAUUGAAAAAAAACAUAUUGGAAAUGGACAUAAAAUCGACGAAAAUUUAAAGAAAUCAAUAAAACAUACAGGUAUUUCUAAAGAAUUACAGGAAUUGAUCGAUGAAGAUGAAAAAGAACAAGAAAGAAUAUAUAGAGCAUUAUUGAAUGAAAAUGAUAUAAAUGAUGGAUUGUACAGUAAUAAAACUCCUGUAAUAGAAGAAACUAUAACGCCUAAACACGUAAAACAAGUUGCGAAAAAAGAUGAUACUAUAACUGACAAAUCUACUAUCAUACAAAAAAUUGAAUCACAUGAAACGUCAAAUAUAGAUUUAGAAAAAGGAGUAAUACCACCAAUAAAAGAUAAAAUUGCCAUUUUUAAUGAAAUUAUAAAUAUAGACAAUAACAAAAAAAGUAAUGAAAAUAUAAAAUUAUCAAAAUCUACUAAUAAAGAUGCAAAUAAAAAUACAUUUUAUGAAGAAGACGAGGACGAGUCAGAUAUUUUUGAAAAAUUUACUCGAGAACACUUAAAAAAAUCCUUAGAUAUAUCACAAAUUAUUGAUGAUAAUGACAAUAAUGAUAAAAAACAAAAAAUAAAAGAAAGCGACAUUAAUAUUGUUGGUGAUGAAGGCAUUGCAAAUAAUUUAAACAUUAAAAAAGAUAAAUCAUUAUUAUUUAUCCCAAAAACUAUAGAAAAAGGUUUAAAGGAUAUAACGAUGACACUAACAAGUAUUGUUAAGAAAAUGGAUGUAAAUGAUAUGUCAGGGGGAAAAAAAGAGACCGAAGAAGGUGAAAUUUCUAAAAUAACAAAAGAAUGUAUAAAAGAGUUUGGUAACCUAGAAUUAAAUGACUAUAAGAAUGUUAAAAAACAAAAGCAAAACACUAAAAAUAAUAAUGUAAAACCAUCAGAAUCACCAAUUUUAAAAAGUGACACAUUAAUGAUAAUUAACCUUGAGGAUAAUAAGCAAGAAAGUAAGAGUAUAGACAAAGAGAAAGAUAAUAAAACAGAAAAUAAUUUAGUAGAUAAUUUAAAUAAGGAAGUAUCAUUUGCGAUUGGUAAGGAGAAGAACGAAAUUGAAGAACAAACAUUGACAACAAACACCAAUAAAUUAACUGAUUUACACGAAACAGAAAAAAUUUCGACCAUUGACAAGACAAAUAUAAUAAAAGAAACCAAGAAUAUAGAUAUUGAAAUUAAUAAAACUGUAUCGUGGUCUUUGAUAGAAAUUGAAACUCAGUCAUCCAAUAUCGAUUUAACUGUAAAAAAUAUACCUAUAAAGUCUGAUAUAAAAUCAAUUUUAAAAGAAAUAUCAAAAGAAGAAUUUGAUAAAAAAGAACAGUCAGACAAAAUAAAGACAGAAGAACAUAAACUCAAUGACAUAACGAGACAUAAAAAUGAACAAAUUGAGUGCAUGAAAACUACAUCCAGAGAAGAAAUAAAAAAAGAGAAAAUAAUUGAUUCAAGUUCAUAUUAUGAAUCGUAUAAACAAAAUAAAACACAAAAUACUAAAGAUAAAACCUUAACAGAAAAACAUAAAAAAUUAGAACUGAUGGAUACAAGUAGAAAAGCUCAAAUAAUUAGGGAGGAAAUGGUAUCUAUAGAAGGAAAUAGUGACAACUAUAUUAAAAAUGCUAUACAAAAAAAUGAAAAAGCAGAAAGAUACGAAAAAGAUAAAUUAGAAAAAUCAAAAGAAAAUGUAAAAAACAAAAGCAUAGAAAUAAGUGAAGAGUGCACUUAUAAUGAACAGCAAUAUGUGGACAAUGAUGAAACAGAUAAAAAACAUUUUGAUGAGUUUUAUAAAUGGGUUGAUCAAUUAAAGGAAGAAAAAGAGGAAUGUAAUUCAACAAAUUCACAAAAAAAAAUGAUAUACAAACAGAUAAAAAAUGCUUCAAUUGACAAAGAACUCAUUACAGAUGAAUCAAAUACCGUUAAAGAAUUUAUUACAAAUUCCAUAAAUAAACAACAUACUGAGAAUCAAACAAAAACAAUAACUAUAACCAAGCCAUUGACACAUCAAACUAAAACUGAAACAACAGGUCAGUUAAACAUGAACAAAAAGGUAAUAAUGGAAAAAAAAAGAGAAAAAGAAAAAACAUUUUCCGAAAAUACCAAUAACGAUUCAAAAGGUGGAAUACCAAAAAUAGUAGAAAUUGAAAUUAAAAAAAAAAACAAUUCCACAGAUAAAACGAUGGAAAUAAAAAAUGAUAUAAGAACUCAAGUGGACAAUGAAAAGUUAAUAAAACAAACGGAAACAAUUGAAGAGAAAGAUGAUAAACAAGAAAACAAUAAAAAUUUUAAAGAAGAAAAAGAAACAAAGGAAAAUAUAACCAUAAAUAUUGAAAAAAAUGAUAGAAUUAAAACAGACACUUUAUAUAAAAAUGAUAGUAAAGAAAAAACAAUACAUAAGGCAGUAAUCGAAUUAGAAAAACAAACUAAGGUUGAGUUUGAAAAAAUAAAAGGCAAUAAAGAAUCCCUCCGAAAGUUAACCAAUGUAAUUAGGUUCCCAGAUGACACACAAUUACAAAUUGACAAAAAGGAAAAAAUAAUAGAUAACAUAACAAAAAUAAAUGAAAAUAAAAUAACAAAAAUAAGAUCAAUCGAUAAAGAUAUNUUGGGAGGUACCGAAGCCAAAGAUGACACCUUAGAUAAAGAGAUCACGGACCAAAAAAAAGAGACUAUGAUUGAGAUGGAAAAAAUAAAAGGCGAUAAGGAUAUACAAAAGAAAUUAACCGAUAAAAUUAAAUCCCCUGAUGACAAACAAUUACACUUUGACCAUGGGGACGAAACAACAACUAUUGUAACUGAAGUAACUGAAACUCAUGUAACAAAACUUAAAGAAACAGAUGGUGAUUUAAUUGAGGAAACCCCGAAAACUUCAGAAAUUCAAAAAACAACAGACGAAACCCCUAGUCCUAAGGAUAAAGAUCCUUUAAAUGUAUAUAAAAUACACGAACUUUCCCAGGGUUAUAAGGGAGAGGAGGAUGAUAUAAUUAAACACAAUAUAACAAUUGAUAAACCUCUCGAAGAUGUAACAAAAUCACCAUCCACAGAUACAAUAAAAUCUGAAUUUGUAGAUCAAAAAGACGUUAAAACUCCAACGGAAAUGGGGAGUACCCAAACGAAAGAUGGGACCUUCAAUAAAGAGAUCACGGAACUAAACAAAGAGACUAUGAUUGAGUGUGAAAUAGGGAAAGGCGAUAAGGAUAUACAAAAGAAAUUAACCNAUUAA